This is a messenger RNA of Podarcis lilfordi (Lilford's wall lizard), 65699 nucleotides long. Lineage: Eukaryota; Metazoa; Chordata; Lepidosauria; Squamata; Lacertidae. The record is from the annotation of a GenBank genome assembly.
CUCUAGGAAGGAAGUUUCAAAGCUGCCAUGUGGUUGAAUGGCACUUUAAAGUAUGAGACACUACUCUCCGGCUCCAGGGUCUUAAUGUAGAAAUUCACACAGUAGAGCAAAUGGGGGAGGAAAGGAAAUAAGGUAACCCUAGAUAGACAUAACUCCUCUGGGCAAUAGGGAUUGUGUCAAAGGUUUCAUAGAAAAGCUAUGAUUGGCGGAGGAAUUUGAAGGAAGAAAGUAAGGAAGUAAUGGAAGCAGUUACAGGUAUAGGAACAGCAAGGAAGAAAGCAAUUAUUUAAGGGAGCAGCAAACUCGAACAGCUAACAGUGAUGCAGUAAUCUGUGUGAAGGUAACAUUUAUGGUUUUAAUAACGGAAAGGUAAGAGUGGGAAGGCCUUGGAGAAUUCUGAAAGUAAGCAAACAUGUUUGAAUGGGAUAUGGAAAUAGAAAGGAGGCCAGUAUAGGAUUGAAGGAGUAAUGCGUAACCAGGCAAAAGGUGCAUGAUGUGGGCAGCAAAGGCAAAUCAAUCUACAUUAGAUUGGCAACAGACCAGUCUAGAUUGAAAGGUGCUAAGAAUGAAAGAAGGGCCGUGCAAUCGUCACCAAAUUUGGUGAGAAGUGCUGCUGGGUAGCAUGACAUGCUGCAUGACAUUCCAGGUACAGCAGUGAAUCCAGGAGAACACCAGCCUGUGAAUAUAAAUGAGCUGGUUCCUUUCCCCACAUGCCUUUCGAUCCUGUCACACAAAUAGGGAAAUCCUCCACUGCUGUCCUCUAGGCCACUAUGGCAUAGGCCCGCUGAUCCAACACGCAUUACGAAAAGAGAAAGGACUUUUCCAUCACUGGGAAGGGCACCUGGGGGGAAACACUCCCUCCCAUCAGGAGUAACUUAACGGCCAGCGGAAUAGCGACGGUUUCGUUUCCCCCUUUUCACGUCAGCGGCGGUCGCGCCCUCGAUUCUCGAGCGAGCCGGGUUCCGACCUGGCCAGAACAAUAGUUGCCAUGGUGCGUUUCACAGCGGACGUGACGUCCUUGAACUAGAACGGGCCGGACCCCCCUUGACAGCCGCCGGAUUGAAACUCCCGCGAGCGCUUUCGCUUCCGGGUUUGCCCCCUCCCUCGCUCCGCCCCCCGUCCGAAUCGCCUCACUCUUUGGGUUUUGUUCCCCGCAGCGGGGCGCCGCCCCCUCGGGCAGACUCAGGCCCCGCCCCAAUCCACGCCCCGCCCCGCCCCUUUCCUCUGCCUUCGCCGCUGCUGCUCUGAGCUGGGCGAGCCGCGGCGGCGGAUGCGGGCGGCUGGGUGGUUGAGCUGAGGCGCUCGCUCGCUCGCUCGCUCGCAGGGAACUGUCAGUCAACAUGGCAGCGGCAGAGGAGACGGCAGAGAGGGAAAGCGGCGGCGGCGGCGAAGUCCUGUCUGUCUACGUGUUCGACCGGCGCCAGGCGGAUUCGGACGGCGAAGACAAAGUUGUGAAGUGUCCUGAGGGAAACUACGGCGCCUUCCGUAGCGCCGUGUGCCAGGUGAGAAAGCGCUUGUGAGGGCUGGGGGGGGGGGGGAGAAGGGGGCAAAAAUGCGUCACGGCAUAACGGGCAAGCGACGGAUGGGGAGCCAGCAACCCAGCCCGCUUUUUGGUAGGGUGCUCGAAGAGCCCGGACUCGAGGGCGCCCGGUGGCUUCUCUGACACGGGGAUGGGGUGGGGGCGGCGAAUCGCGCGCGGGGUGUGGGGGCUUCUCUUGACACGGGUGGGCGAAAAGGCGCGAAAUGGCCCGGCGGCUGAGCGAGGUUGACGGGUGGCGGUGUGAAGCGAGAGCGCGAGUGUCUCUUGCGUGCAGGGAGGAUGGCCCGCUCGGGAGGAGCAGAGCUGUCAUGUUGAGAAGGAGCAGGAAAUGCUCGCCCUGCAGGUCCCUCACUGUGAACUUGCGGCUUGGCAAAGAAGUCUGUUGGGCUGUUUCGGGUGGAUGCUUGUUUUUCUUGUCUCUUUCACUCUAAGAAUAAAAAUCUCAUCAUUGGAGGAUUUGCAGCGCCUCAUCGGCAUCUUGGAUUUGCACGAAGUCAAGGGGAAGGGGGUGUAAGAGAAAGCGGGUUGCAGCACGAGCGCAGCAGCCUUUGGCAUGGGAGCUAGAAGGGAAGGACACGAAACCGAAAGUGGUGGGAAAGGUCCGGAGAGAUCGCUGUUUUAAUGUUUUGACAAUCAGAGCUGGCUUCAGUACAGAAGCUGUUGUAACAGAGCCUGGUCAAGCUCCCUUUUUACUGAAGCCUUAUUUCAAGUAACCACUUUCCCCCUCAGUGCCCUCCUUGCUCCAAUCAAAUGUCUGCCAUUGUUGAAAACUGUGUUUCUUCAGUUCAGCAGAGAAAUAAUUAUAGAUCCAUUGAACCAAACUGAAGAAACUAGUUGCUUCUAGACAACACUUAGCAGCAUUAUUGACUACCAAGUUUAAAAUGUGUGCAUUGCAGGGCACAAAAAGGCACAUGGAUUUACGUCCAGGACUCUUUUGUAUGCCAUUUUCUUUGCAUUUAAUGUUACUCCCAUUAACAUAACUUUGAGCACACAGAUUCUCAUUUGGUAAUCCAUUUGCUCGAACUGUCCAAUAAGAGUUUCUGUCAUAAAACACCUGUAGUCUCCUUUAGUGGAACAAAUCCCAAGAAGUGUUCUCUUAUGAUAACCUCAUAAGGCAUGGGCAGGGAGGACAACUGCCCCCUCCAUCAAGUAAAUCCAUUAAAAUACUUAACUGAGGUUCUGUGCCCCCAACAUAAAGCCUGGAUAUGCCCAUGUUCACGCAGGUCACUUCAGUGCUGCUAACACAGCAGUUUGACUUUACCCCCAGAGGUGCACUACAUUAUAUCUCAAGACAGACGGAUGCCAUCAACAACAACCUCAAAAUACUAAUAUAUACAUAAAAACAGUUCUGAUGUAUGAAUUACUUCAAAAAUAAUAAAAAUAUUCAAAAUAUAAAUAUAAAUUAAAAUAUCAGAAAUAUAUAAGAAAAAACAAACUAAUCUGUAUAAAACUGUGUCCCUCAAAGGUCAGCACUGUGCCCCUGUGAUAUCUGCGCCCUAAGUUGGCCUAAUGAUAGCAGCCCUUCUGCAAAGUUCUUACUCUUUGGUACUUCAGCUGCCUUGUGUGAAAGAGAUGGAGGAUGAAGAGCCCACUUUGAAUAUUCUAUAGAACUUUCACACAAUUUGUUUCAUUCCUGGUACCAUGUGUUAUCUUCAGUUUGAAGUUCAUGAUUCAGUGUGUAAUUUAUUACAGGUAUUUUAUUAACAAACAACACCCAUGUGUGCAACAUCCACCAGGGUGGAUACAAAUCAAUGAUCUUUUAAAUUUAAAUUGGGUUUUUUUAUUUAAAUUGGAUUUUUAAAAUAAAAUGUUUUUGGAUGGACAAUAUUUCUAAAUAUAGUUUUCUAUUUAAGUUACAUUAUAGUCCAAAGGCUAUUCAUCUGGAAAUAAGGAUUCGUUUUAAGUUUUUUUAAUGUGUGCUAAAACUCAAAGUUCUUUUUAAAAAAAGUUUAACCACGUCAGUUAACAAACGUAGAUACAUAUGCUAUAAUGUCAUUGUUUAAGUUAAAUAAAUUGUUUAAAUUGUUAUUAAGGAAACAAUUAUUUUUCUCCUUCCAAUAAAGUACUUCAGGAAAGUUGUCCAAAUAUAAACAGUUAACUUAUUAAACCUCACAAUACUUUCAUAAUUAUCUGUCUGUGUAUUUCUAAUAGUAUAACCAAAUCAGUAAUUUUUUAUAUAACUGUAAAUACUCUGAUUUGUUAUUCCAAAAAUGAAACCUUCAUCUGGUUGUAAAUAUUAAGAUUAUACCAGCAAGAAUGAGUAUUUCUGUAAAAAAAUGAUUUAAAUCAAGUCUUAGUGACUAGUGAUUUAAAUCAAUUUGAUUUAAAUCAAAUCCACCCUGACGUCAACCAAUGGAACAUAACAUUCUGUAAUUAAACAAACUAUCUAGCAGACUUGCUCUUAAGAUUCUGUUCAUCUUAAAGAUGCAGCAGCAUACAUCAGUAUUGGAAGUGUGUGCAAAGGGGGAUGCAAAACAGGAGAGAGGAGGAGACAUGGAAAUGGUGGGAGGGGAUGAUUUGUUUGCAAGAGUGAGCUGAGAAAGGGGAAUAAGAGGGAGGGAAAGUGGCAGCAUUGGGGAUCAUAGAAUUGUAGAGUUGGAAGGGAUUCUGAGGGUUGGUCUAGUCCAGUCCAACCCCUACAGUGCAAUAAAUCUGUUGACAGUCUUCUCCGGGUGGGCUCAAACAACCAACCUUCUGAUUAGCACACUGACCCAGAACUACUAUAUUCCUCUUAACCAUGCUGUUUCCUGCAGUAGUGAAGAUAAUUGUAUACAACUUUAUCAAUACUAGGCUACAUCUCAGCUUUGGACUUGUUGUUCAAUAUAGAGGUCUGCUGAGAAAUGAUUACCAACGAUGUUCUGAUGCAAUACUUCUAAUUAAAGUGUAAAACAAACGCAGGAAGAGUGUUUUGAUUAGGUGCUCAGAGACUUUCUCUAGGGCAGAUCGAAACUGCAUUCUAGUCAUUCUAGUCUGUAGUUUAAGCUUAAAAGUUUAGAAGACUGCAGGCAAAGCUGAAUAAAACUUUGUCGAUAUUUAUGAGAUGAACAAAAUGUGUCAUUCCAUAUUACAAGAAGUAAUAAGAUCUUGGUUAUAAAAGUAACGUACAAUAUCAUAUGGAGAAAUGAAAAUGUUUGCAAAGAGAAAAAUUUAGAAGCCACGGAAGCCCUGUCAGACAUUUGGCUUCCAAAAGAAUGUUCAAAAACUGGAACAGUCACUUCCGGGUUUCGAUCGUUCAGGAGCCAAAACGUUCAAGAACUAGGCUGUUCAAAAACCAAGGACUUAUAAAAGUGAACUUAUAAAACAAAUUAAGCUGAAACAAAAAAGUGCCUACAUGAAAUACUGGGCUUAUAGUAAAGAAUGGAAAGGGUCUAAUGUGCUCCAAUAGCCUUACAGAGUUUCUCCUACAAAAAUGUUUAGAUGGCUUUAAAGGGGGAUUAGAGAAAUUAAUGGAUGAAGUAUCUUCAGUAUCCAUUUGCCAGGGCAGCUAAACAGAUUCUCCAGGUUCAAGUACAAUAUGCCUUUCAGUGCCAGUUGCUCGGGGCAACAAUAAGGCAUUGUUAAAGGAAAGUGCAUCCUGGACUAUAUAAACCUUUUUGGUUUAUAGGACACUUCUUAAGGUUUUUGAAUGUUUUUACCCUGAGCUCUGCUUUAUCUCCCUCCACCCUUCUAAUUUAAUAUUUAACUUGCCUUUGUAGGUAUUUGGCAUUUCCUCCAAAGAAACUUUUAUUGUCACAACCACAAAUAGAAUACAGAUCACAAAUGAAAACUUUGGUACGUAAGUUCUUCUUAAUGGUUACAGUCUAUACCCAAAUGCUCUCUGAUAAAGUAGCGAAAGUGCAUGAAAACUCAUGCCUCACCCAUCAUUGUUUAUUUCUGAGAUGCUACAGGACUCCUAUUUUUUAUCAGAACACUAAUUAGUUUCUGUAUACAUAGCAGGAUUUUAAAACAUAAAAUCAAAAAUGGGAAAUAUUUUUAUGCUCUGUGUAUGGAAAUCAAUUUUUUAAAAGAAUAACACAAAAGUUACGUGCUAACUUUCAUGUAGUAGCAAUUGAAAAUUAAUAUCCCUUGUUAAUUGAAUAUCUGAUUUCAUUACUAAAUUGUUUUUUUAUAAAAUGCAAGCUAAGUAAUUUAUAUUGCAAGUCUAAGGGGAAAGAAGCUUUGUACUAAGUAAUCAAAACAAUGUACAUGCAGGUCCUGCUUUCUGAACACAAUGCAUUCCCUGGAAAUUGUUCAUUAGGCAAUUGUAGUGUUUUAUCUUUUUGUAAACUGCUGUGAAGUUUUUUUACGCUCAAACUGUGUAUAAAUUUUAUGAAAUAAACAUAUAAGUAAAUAAAAUAUAUUUAAACAGCAGUAUGAAAAAUGAAGUUGGAUUUUUAUUUCAUAUAUGUGUUGUAGGGGGAAUGGUUAAAGAUGGCAUGACCUUCUAUUUGCUACAAUCAGUUGACCAGUCACUCCCCUCUGCAACAAAAGAGCGUAUUGAUUUCCUGCCACAUUAUGAUACACUUGUGAAAAGUGGAAUGUAUGAAUACUAUGCUAGUGAAGGACAAAAUCCUCUUCGUAAGUAUAUCAGGUAUUCUUUGAACUGUAACUGUAUGGCACACAGUCAAUUAGUACGUUGUAUUGUUAAGACCAAUGUUUUGCUAUUAAAUACUAUGCAAUAGAUUUAAAAAAUAAGCUGUAAUUAAAAUAAAGUUAGUUUUAAAGUAAUCUUUAAAAAAUAGCAUCGGGAUUAAAACAAACUUUUCCUAUCCAUCUUCCUCUUUUCCCUUUAAUAGCAUACACACUUUACAACUCCUAAAAAGUUGCCUCCCCCUCAAGCUCUCCAACAACAUACUUUAAUGUGUUGAACAGCUGUACCAGUCUAUAGUGUCCUAUAAUCUCUGGUAUUGGCAUAGCACCUCACAUUGGGUUGUUGGGUAUGUGGGGAACUCAGGUCAGAAUACUGCUAAUUAUAUUAUGGAUGGCUGAUCUAAAAUGCUGACUGGGACUGGGAAAUUGUCCCAACAGAAGACAUUACCUGAACUUACAGUAUGACACCAAAAUUCAGUGUAAUCCUUAUAUGAAUGAGUCUCUGUCAAGUUUCUAAUAGCCAUCUGUCACUACCUCUCGUGUCAGAGAGAAAGAUACUCCUCUUUUCAGAAGCAAAGAAGAUAAGGUAUAGCUUGUAUCGUAUGUUGCCUUUCAGGAACAUGUCAAAAGUGGAUAUUCUAAUUUUUGUUAAUAAUUUUAAUUAUUAGCAAACAUUUCUCUCUUUUUCUGUUUAGCGUUUGCUCUUGCAGAAUUAAUUGAUAACUCUUUAUCAGCUACUUCUGAAAAUACUGCCGUCCGGAGAAUACAGUUAAAGCUGGUAAGUAACUAAGGAGCUACUCCAGUGUUUUGCAGGGUUAUUGUAUGAUAGAAUCAUCAUAUACUGUUUCUUCUUCUUUUUAAAAAAUAGUUAUUUGAUGACUCUCAAGGGAAACCAGCCGUUGCCGUGAUUGAUAAUGGAAGAGGCAUGAGUUCUAAACAACUGAAUAAUUGGGCUGUGUAUCGGUUAUCAAAGUUUACACGACAAAGUGAUAUGGAAAGGUUAGGAUGUUCUAAUUUCAAUGGUAUUUAAGUAUAAAAUUGGUGAAUUUCAUUGUGUAAGAAUUCAGUGUUCUCAGGACAUGUUUUAAAAAGUUCCCGUAGUUCUUAAAUGCUGAGAAAUUGAAACAGCUAACAAAAAGUCCAAAUAAUUAUACUUUGAGGUCUCAGUAUUUCAAGUCUUUUAUCUUUUGUUAAGAUAUGUAGUUUUUACAUUGAUAACUUUGUCAACCACUUUAAAUACUUUAGUAAUUACCAGGAAGCAAAUCAAUGUUUCUGAAUAUUUGAAUGAAUAUAUAAUGGAGAUAUUUUGUAAUGUUUAGUUAGUAGUAAGCAUUACGUGUUCUUGCUUGGUAUUGUUAUUAAUUGGAAAAGUUUUCAGUAAUGUCUGAUAUACUCACACUUGAAUAUUUAACAGCUUCUGCUAUUUCUUCUGCUAUUUCUUUUGCUAUUAGUGACCAUUCAGGAUAUGUACGUCCUUCAGCUGUACCCCGCAGUUUAAAUAGUGACAUAUCAUAUUUUGGGGUUGGUGGUAAACAAGCAGUGUUUUUUGUUGGACAGUCUACCAGAGUAAGUAACAUUUUAUAUUUUUACAAUUUUAGCCAUUUUAUGUGGUACUUCUUGGCUAACCUAGAUUAGCAACUGGCUGUGUUUUCCUGCUUCUGUAUGCAGCAUACCUGUAAAGUGUGCCCCAUGCUGAUACAGUAGUCAUAAGGAAAAUCAUCAGACCAUUGUCACCAAUUGGCUAUUAGAAAGGAGGCCUGUCCACUUAGCAGUUAUUGGGAACACUGGUUUGGCUUACCCACACCCUUCAUGGCCUUUGGUAAACGAACAGGACCCCUUUGCCUCCCAGCUGUUAGUUGGUAACAAUAGUUUUCCUACAUGAACCACAGUCUGGCAAUUGGGACUGCUGGUCUCAAACACUGGAUAUUACACACUUAAAAUGAAUGAGAAUACUCUGUGUUGCUGGUGGAGAGAAGGCAGUCUUUGUCUUGAAUACGACAUAGUAAUGAGACGGGGUGAAUUCUAUAUCUGGGUGCUGUAUUGGGGGGAAAUGCAUACUGAUGGUCCCUUCUUGUCAUCUUGUGUGCACUUUUGACAGAGGUGGCUUCUCUUGUGAUUCUGAAACUGUUCUACAGUGGUACCUCGGGUUAAGUAUUUAAUUCCUUCCAGAGGUCCAUUCUUAACCUGAAAUUGUUCUUAACCUGAAGCACCACUUUAGCUAAUGGGGCCUCCUGCUGCUGCUGCACCGCUGGAGCACAAUUUCUGUUCUCAUCCUGAAGCAAAGUUCUUAACCUGAGGUACUAUUUCUGGGUUAGUGGAGUCUGUAACCUGAAGCGUAUGUAACCUGAAGCAUAUGUAACCCGAAGUACCACUGUAUUUAUUAUUUAAAAUUUUUAAAUCUUGAACAGAUGAUAAGCAAACCUGCAGAUUCUAAAGAUGUUCAUGAGCUUGUACUUUCUAAAGAAGAUUUUGAAAAGAAAGAGAAAAACAAAGAAGCUAUAUACAAGGGAUACAUUGUAAACAGAAAGGUAAGGAACUUAAAUUAUUUGUUGAGUUAUACAAAAUACUUGAAAAAAGGUCAUCUUAGUACUUAACAAGUAGCUACCAGGGUUUAGGCAGUUGUUGGGAAAUUAAUUGUACCAACAAGUUUUAUCUUUUCUGAUAAGCAGCUGGACAAGAAAGAUGAGAGCAGUUGUUUCCCAGAUUAUGAUUACAAUUCCAGUCAAGUGACCUAUUUUAUUUUAUUUUAAAACUAUUUCUCAAAGCCAUCUGACUCUUCCCAUAUUGUUAAUGAUGAUGAACGAUUCCUGCACAAUCUUAUCAUGGAAGAAAAAGACAAAGAAGGUUUCACUGCAGUAGUUAUUACAGGAGUACAGCCAGAACACGUGCAGUACCUGAAAAACAAUUUUAACCAUUGGACGAGGCUACUAUCGUGAGUUGUUUGUUAAAAUAGUUAAUAUGUUCAAAUGCUAUUGACUCAAAUCUUGCAUUACUUAAGAUUUUUUUGUGCAGUUUCUGCAAAUCAUUUAUUAAUUGAAUUUACUAUAAAUUUAUACUAGUCUAUAUUAGUGCAUAGUACGCUUAGUGCUGCUUUCAGGUUUCCAGCUGCCAGUUGUGGGGUGCCCAUUUUAUAACUUAACUUGAAGUAAAUGCCUGCUUGAUUAUUCAACAGUGUACCAAUUUUGUAAAUGUAUUUUAUUCAAACUUUUAACAGACACAUAUACCAUUUUUUUACAGACACAUAUACCAUUACUAUAUCCAUGGACCAAAAGGAAAUGAAAUUAAUUUGCCAAUGAAGGAAGCAAGAACUUUCAACAAUAUUGAUAUUGAGGUGGGAUCUACAUACAUUGGUUUGCAAAUAAUUACAUUUGCUUAGAACCAGGUACUAUCCAAAGUGUUACACUUGCAAAACAGGGCUUUCCUAUUUCCUCCUUUCCCUGCAUUGUUUCUGGUGUUCAGGGAACAGCAUGAGCAAUGAUGCAGUGGGAUGCCAGUGGAAAAUAUUGUCCCUUCCUUGCAUAAACAGAAGUGUCUAUCUGCUAGCAUAAGUAAUCCUACCCACUGAACAGUGGGAACCUCUGGAUCCUACCCACUUCAUAUUGUGUACAUCUGCCCUGCAAGGAGAUAAAGCUCCAUUCAUGGCUCUAACCUUUAGACAGCCCUGUCACUACCAUUCCUAUAAGCUAUAAGUUACUGGGGAGCACAGAUUCUCCUGAUUCCUGGUUUGCACAAAUCUUGGAGCAUGUUGUUAAGUUUGUAUUAUUUCUGCCUCUUGAUGACCGUGGCAACAAACAACAUUUAUAGGAGGAACUUGCAUUUAUUUGUUGUUUAUUUGUAGAUUUCAAUGUAUGAAAAAGGGAAGACACCUAAGAUUGUGAAUCUUAGAGAAAUUGACAAUGAUAUGCAGACAUUAUAUAUAAGUACAGCAGCGGAUAGUUUUGAGUUCAAGGCGAAAGUUGAAGGAGACGGUGUAGUGGAAGGUGUUAUACGCUAUCACCCUUUCUUGUAUGAUAAAGAAACCUAUCCUGAUGAUCCUUGCUUUCCUUCAAGUAAGUUGGGUAACUUUCAUACUAUUUCUCAUUGAUGUACUAAUAACGAAGGCUACAUUUUGCAUCCUCCUUGUGCAGCUCUUUAGCUUGGGAGCGGGGAACACUGCACUGAAGUGGUUUCACUUCUGCCUUUUGACUUUUUCCAGAGAGUAGCAAUAGGGAACUAUUGCCCCAUGUAAAUUGCUUUCAUAGACCUGAUGAAGGCCUUUGACCUCGUCAACCGAAAAGGACACUUCACACUGCUCAACAAGAUAGCAUACCCACCUAAGCACUAUAGUAUGAUUGUUUCCUUCCAUGAGAACAUGUGUGGCACCGUCCAGUAUGACAAUUCAUUCUCAGAUGCCUCCCCAAUAAUAAUAAUAAUAACAGUGUGUAGAAUGGCUGUGUUCUCAACCCAGCUCUCUUAGGCAUAUUCUUCUCCCUGUUGCUCUCAUAUGCCUCCAGAUUGACUGCAGAUGAUGUGCAUGUCCAUUCAAGAAGCAAGAGGGUCUGUUCAACCUGGCAUAUCUUGAUGCCGAGACAAAAGUGUGGUGGGUUAUUAUCUGGGAGAUGCUGUUUGAAGAUGACACAACCUUGACAGCACAAUCUGAGGAAGCUCUACAGCAAAGCUUUCCAAACUUUUCAUGUUGGUGACACACUUUUUAAACCUGCAUCAUAUCACAACACAGUCAUUCAGUUUUACUAGCAAACCAGAGGUUAAACUAAGCCCUUUCCAGCUCCAGGAGGAGAGUGGGGAGAGUUUACACAACGCACCUACAUACUGCAGCUGACACCCUAACAUGUCACAACACACAGUUUGGAAAGCUCUGCUCUCCAGAGUCUCAUCAGCUGUUUUGCCCAAGCCUGCAUGAUGAAGACCAACAUCCUGGGUCAGGACGUCGCCAGCACUCAACAAAUCAGCAUGGGUGACAACAUGCUUGAGGUGGUAGACAAUUUUGUCUACCAGGGUUCCACCAUAACCAGCAACCUUUUCAUUGAUACUGAGCAGUACAAGCAUACUGCCACAGCAGGUAUGGCAAUGUCUCACCUCUCCAAAAGAGUAUGGGGAAAUGUGCCUAGGUAGCUUCAGUGCAUAGAAGUGUCUUACUUACUGGUCUUGACAGGUUUGUCAACUACAGUCCUUCAUGGAAAGAGGUAACUUGGCUCAAUGCUCUGUUAACCUGAAGACUGGACAGUUUUUACUUACUCUCUGUGGAGCUGCUGGUUUGGAAGUUGCUGUCAGUGCAGAAUGCCACAGUGCUGGUGGGCACAAAUGGUCAGGUGCACAUCGUGCCUCCACUGGUUGCCUGUGUGCUUGUGAGCCCAGUUAAAGGUACCGUAUUUUUCGCCCUAUAGGAUGCACUUUUCCCCCUCCAAAAAUGAAGGGGAAAUGUGUGUGCGUCCUAUGGGGCGAAUACAGGCUUUCGCUGAAGGGAGCUCUGCUCCAGAGGGUUGCGCAGAGCUGCCUGCCCUCCCGGGCUCCGCGCAGCUCUGCGCGACCCUCAGGAGCCCGGCGCCAGUUUUUGAGAUCUGCAAGGGAGGCCUUGUUGGCAGUUCUGCUGUGCUGUGAAGUUUGUGAAGUGGCAGUACCUGAGAAGACCUUCUCUAUGGUAGCCACUCGGCUGUUGAAUGCCUUCUGAGGUGCAUCUGGUUUCAUCACUGUAUACAUUUCAACAACUGGUCAAGCCACACAUUUUUGCACUGGCAAUUGGGACUGGAGGAUGAGAUUAGAAUAUCCCUCACUGCAAUGUUGUUGUUUCUGUCCGCUCUUCAUUCAGCUUAAUGAUCUAGUACUGUUUAGGUUUUACUUAGUUAACUUGUAGUAUUGAGCUUGAAGGUAACCUGCCUUAGGGCAGGCUACAUGGCGAAGGACAGGGCUAUAAUUACAUAUAUAUAUAAUUCUACAACCUGAAAUUCUUAUGCUGUAAAGUGCACCUAAGGUUAAUGGGGACGUUUGGCUGAAACUUUUAGGGUGAUCACUUUUAGGGUGAUCUGGAGACUUCCGGGUUGGCGCCACCGGCAAUGGCGGAAUUCCUCUGAUCGGGAGGAAUUUGCCUCAUGGAAAUUCGGGUCUGGCCGCCACGGCGAAGGCGGAGACCCACUAAAAAUCACAGGCGGGUGAAGCCUGUCAACGUGAGAUUUGGCGGGCACCUUUUGCGCCUCCCCUACUCGCGGGGAAACCCGGUUUCGGGGAUCCGGAGCGACGUGGGGUGAGCGGCACGGUGCUUCGGAUCGACUGCUUCUUCCACGGAGCGAAGCCGCAUAGCUGUUGCCGGAGAGUGCUGACUUUUUCCUGUGGACAAUUUGAUCUUAAAGUAACUACCCGUGAGUAGAGUGAAGAAUUGGAUUUUUAAACGUCUUAAUUUGGCACCGAAACGGGGAGGCUCAAAACAGGAAGUCCACCUCCCCUUUUUGUAAAUAAGACUGAGGCAAAGAGGUUGCAAGCUAAAGUCUUGGAAAGCCUAUUGUAAAGGACUAAAUUCUCAUCAGUAAAAAAUAUUAAACCCCCGUUGGAAGCAGGAGAAGAGGGGGGAGGCUUUGGAUUGUGUAUCCCUGCAGGAGUGAGUGAAGGAAGUUAAAAUACCACCGUUCCAAACCUGGAAACGGGCUGCUAGUAAGACCGACGUGUCUUGGAAGGUUCCUUGACAGCGAAUAGAACGUACAGUGACAGCUAGCAUAAGAGAGAUAUAUUGUUUCCAUUGUCUUCGUCUGCACUUAAAAAGGAGUAAAAGUAAUGGAAAAUUGAAACAACUUUAUUGAACUUUAUUAAAAAAGGAGGAAAGUAACUGAAAAAUGAAACUAACUUAGGAUUAUUGAAACUGUGUUUAAAAGAGGACAUACUGACCGAUACAAAUACAACGCGCUUUCCCCUAGUGGAAGCUUUUGAAAUUGGUUACUCUAUAGGAGCUGGGCUAGGGGAAUUGCCAGCUGCAAGAUAAAAAAGUGUGAGACUUUGGAAUUGACCUUGAAUCUCUUAAGUGUUAUGGCAAAUGGAAAGGAAAAAACAGACGGGAUGUCGACAGAGGAGGCCUUAGUGGCUGCAUUAUUGAAAAUAAACGAUUCGCUGGAACAACUCCACUAGAAAACAGAUGCGAUAAAUGUGAAAUUGGAUGUUGCAAAUAUUGAAAUUGAUUCAACUGUAGAAAGUUUAAAUAACUUGGGACAAAAGGUGAAUACCAAUUCAGAAACCACCCAGAAACUGACACAGGAAUCUACUUCGAUAUGGCAAGCUGCAGAUGAAGUUAGGGGAAAAACCCUUGCUGCUGAAUCUAAAGCAAUACAACAGGAGAGGAGAGUCCCAUCCAUACAAAGACAACUUGACGAGCAUAAGUUGACAUUCGUUAUGAUUGAACUUAAAGAAGAACGGAUGAAUUUGAGGACCAGAGCCCUAUCUGAAUUGGAAAAGGAAAACUUGACAGAGUUUCAGGAGGCGAUACUAACAUUGGUUGAGAAAGAGAGGUAUUUGGGGGUUAGUAUGACCGCCAAAAAUGUGAAUCUGCUUAAGGAUAACUGUGAAGGAUGUUGGAUUGAAGAGAAGGGGGAUUUGGAAAUAUGGACAAAUCAGAAGUUGUUACUGUUGGACCGAGUUAUUGUGGUGGGGAUGAGGGCUGCUGUUUUGCUGGGGAUGUUGCUUUUGUUUCAAACAUUGCAAGCUUUGGAUGGGAUGGAGGGUUUCAGGAGGUGGCAGAGGGAUGAUCCUAGAGUUGUUUGGCAGGGCAGGAAGCCUCGAGUAAAAUUUAAGAUAUUGAUGGAUGCCAAAGAAGGAGGGGGACCUGCCCUGCCAGACCUUUAAACUUUGCUGUGAACCAUCUGCUUUUGCUGGUUGAGAGAAUGGUUGCUUUUUGAAAACACUGAAGCGUUGGACAAUGGCAGAUGAAGUUGAUGGACUAUAUGGAAUUGGCGGAAAUGACUGGCAAGAUCCGAGACCAGGGUGAAGAGUCAGUGGAAGAAGAUUGGAAAAAGUUUAAAGACUAUUUAUAGAAAUAUUGUAAAAUUAAGGAAUGUUAGAAAAAUGUUGGAAUGAAAUUAUAUGGCUUUAGCAGAAAUGUCAUAAGGAAUUAAGUAUAAAUAGAUUAAUAGAAAAUUAAAGGAAAAGUAUGGCAAGAAUGUGUUAAGAUAAUUAUAGAACAGAAAACAGAGUAAGAUGGAAAGGAAUUGCUGAAACAAAUAAUAGAAGUGGAAUACAAAAAGGGAGGUGGGAGGAGGUCGCUGGAAAUAAGUGAAUGAAAUAUAAGAUAUUGAAAAUGUUUGAGGUGUUUUUAAAUUGUUUUUGCUUGUUUUUGUUUGUUUUGUUAGUCCAUGUAGCAUUUUUGUAUUGCAUUUCCAUUGUUGUUGUUUUUCUUUUUUGUUGUUUGUAGUGUUGUGUUGGAAAUGUUAAAAAAGUAAUAAAUAUCAUUAAAAAAGAAAAAGAAACUUUUAGGGUGAUCUGUUUCCUGCUUUGUAUGACAAGGGAGAAAACCAUGAAGCCUAUUGGGUCACUGGGUAUUAAGCUGUACAAACUUUACUUUACUUUACUUUACUUCACUUACCAGUGUUGAAUAACUUUUAUUAGUUUGCUGCAUAUUUGACGGGAAACUAAUAAUAAUUAGUUUAUUAAUAAAUAAUUAGAAAUAGUGGUUUAAUGUUCUGUUUUGGAGAACAAUGUCUUCUUUCCUUGCAUUCCUUUGUAAUUUGACACUCAUUUUUCAAUUUAGAAUUAAAAGAUGACAAUGAUGAUGAUGAAGAAUGCUAUGUAAUAGAAAAGGGAGCAAGAGGGAAAAGGCCUAUUUUUGAAUGUUUUUGGAAUGGAAGACUAAUACCAUACACAACUGUUGAGAAGUAAGAUUAUGCCUAUGCAAUAAUUUACAUUUUUAUUAUUUUUAUUAUUUUUGUAAAAGUUUCUAAUCAUUGCCUUUCUCCCUAAGCUUUGAGUGGUGUGCUCUGCCCAAGAGAGGUCUUGCCCCAUCUGAAUGUUACAACAGAAUUUCUGGUGUGUUAUUUACAAAUGACAGAUUUCAGGUCAGCACAAACAAACUGACUUUCAUGGAUUUGGAAUUGAAGUUAAAAGACAGAAACACAAUUUUUACAAGAAUCUUCAAUGGACAGGUAAUACUUGUUCAAUUUAAUUGCUUGUCACAAUUGGAUAAAUAAAUUAAGAGAACCAUUAUAUGUGAGCUUUCUGUCUUUUUAUUGACUUACUUUAGAUUUUUAAAUUACAUUGCCUAAGUUUAGACUUCUAUUGUAUUUGAGGAGUUUGGUAUGUGUUACCAUAAUGUUGGGGCUGGCUCCUAGUCUGAAGGGGCCCUGGGCAAAGUACUUUCUGGUAGGUUCCUUCCCUACUUCAUCAAUGGACCUUGGGAGGCUUACCUGGCUUUAGUAGUAGUACUGAGCAGAUGGGUCUAGUCACCUUUUUAAUUCCCCUCAGUGGCCAAGUGAUGCUAGGUCAGGAACAUUGUGGGUAAUUAAAAUUGCCACACCUUGUCUUUCGUAAUUUUAAAUAAUGACUAAUUGAAGCUGAGGCCUGCACAAGACUGCACCUUCAGACAGUCAUAAAGGCUGAACUACAGUUACUCUAAUACAUGUUCAAAAUUCUUCACAGGAGCAAAGAAUGAAAAUUGACAGAGACUUUUCAUUGUGGCUCAAGGAGUGCCAUGAAAAACAUGACAAACAAAUAAAAUUCACACACUUCGAAGAAAUAAUUACACGCACUGAGCUGCACUCUAAGCGCUUGCAGAGGCCUUGGUCUACAUAUUUGGCAAUAGAAUGGGAUGGAAAGACAUACAAAGCUGGGCAGCUGGUAAGUUAAUUGCUUGUUGAUGACACUUUUUAAAGAUGGCCUAAAACAGAUUUGAAUGCAACUAAAGUUUAAUAUAAAUAAAAUUAUAAUAUGCUUUUAAAAGAAUGUUUGCUGGGGAAAUAGAAGUACUUUGUUGCUUAUCCUGUAUAAUGCAGGCAAAAAUAUUGAUGUUACAUAUUAUUUUAUGUUAUAAAAAGCUAAUUUAGGAUUCAAUUAUUGCUACUGUAAAAAACAUAUUUUAAAUGUUUUUAUUGAUGUGAGCAUUUCUACCCCACCCUUGUAAUGCAUACAUAUCCCUCUGGGUGUCUUAGAACAAUUAAAAUCACAGUAUCAUUAUGAACCCAUGAUGUCACAAUACUUUUUUUUACUGAUAAUUCUAAUAUUCCUUGUAAAUGGCUUAGUGGUUUUAUUGCAAUCAAGCAGUAGAUAGAUAGACACUUUAAUUAUGCCCAGAAACAAAUUAGCAAACAACACAGCUGUUGCAGAUGAUGUGUAAAGUUAGCUGUUUGAACACUGCUGGAUCUUAAACCCCCCAAAACAUGCUCACUCAUUCUUGCAGUUGUGUUCUGAAUCAAUCGAAGUUUCCAAAGAUUGUUCAAACGUAGCCCAAAUUUAACACAUUGCAGAAAUAUAACCUAUAUGCAAUUAACACAUCUGUUGCUGUAGCUGCAUCUCCUAAUCUCAGAUAAGUGGCCCAUCAGCCUAUGAGGGGGUAAGGCACUUCUGGCGCCCAAUAGCCACAUGCGUGCCUAGGUACAAGGCUGAAUCUAGGACUAGCCACAAAUUGCAAGCCUGCUUCUUCAAGGGGAAAAUGAAUGAGACAAUGUUUUGGCAAACAAGGUGUGAGUGGGUGAGUGUUGCAACCCAAGGUGAAUAUUGAUGCUCACCCCUCUUCAGUGUUAAUGUGUUCCAUUUUAUUGUUUUUAUAAAUUAACAAAGCCUGUUGGGAUAAUCUGGGACGACUUUGAAGGCAGCAAAAAAGUCUCAACAAGGCAUUUAUUGAUUAUCACUACCAGCUGUUGCCUCUGAUAACUACAAACGUACCCCAUCAGCACAUGGGUUUCCACUUGCAAAACAGGACUUCCCCCCUCUUACUACAACCCAGUUUGGGGAUCAGAACUGAACUGUUAACUUGAAAAGCGUCAGCCUUGCUGUGUUUGCUGGUCCCGUGGGUAACUGUGAGGCGAGGUCCAAGUCCAGUCCGAGAUCAAGGGUGCAGUAGGGAGGAAGUCCGUCAAAGCUGAAGCUGGGUCCAAGGCAGGGAGUUGGGUGAGGUCAGGAGCUCCAGCAGGCAGGAACAGGCUACCAACAAUGUUGCUCCCACAACCUGGGACUGGGCUGGCUGGCUUUUAUCUGCCCCAAGGCAUAGGGCGGCCCCGGUCCACAGGUGACUUGCCUCUCCUGGCCUGGAGGCGAGCACUCCUCCUGCGGGAACUUAGUUCCCUCCGCCUCUUUGCCCUGAGCCUCUGCAGUUCAGGAGAGGCUGGAGGGUUACCGGACCCAGAGGCAACCUCAGCUUCCCCUGACAGGGCUGAGAGUGGAGCACCUGCAGGCAAUGGGUCCUCCAUCACCUCAGGAGCCAGAGCAGACUCAGCUGGUGCCUGCACCUGAGGAUCCAGCACAGGUUAGGACCCUUGAGCUCAAGCCCCAGCCCCAGCUCAGCUGGUUCUGGAGGCAGGGAAUCCUGUGCAGGCUGGGAUUCCUCAGGUUCACCCUCUGAGUCUGAAUCCCAGGCCAUCACACUGUGUGUGUCAAGGUGAUCAAACCUGAGACACACAGCCUCAGAACUUCCUUUGUAAAGGAACAUAAGGACAAGUAAACUUUCAAAACACGAACAUGUAAAAGCUUUAUUCUCCUAACCAAGUUUUACACAGCCUGUGGUAUCUCUCCCUAAUGAAAUGCUAUCCCUCAGAAAAGGGAAAUAGGAGAACUCAUCUUUCCAGUUUCCUAUCUAAGCAGACUAGCCCACCCCCAUCCCCCACAAAGGAUUUUGUGAUACCCACACCAAGGAUCCUUCCCAGGAAAUCCUUGCAGCAGUGAUAAACAGGGAAAUGGUGAGGUGUGAGAGAAAGACACAUGUUGCCUCUGUGGGUUGGCGUAGCCUUCUCCAAAAGGGAUCAGAGGGAGAACUACUUUUAUGGAGAUAUGGGAUGGACAAAAAAGUUCUAUCCCACAGGAUCCAGAAUGCCAUAAGAUGGCAAAGCAGCAUUAAAUCCUGGUUCUAGAUACAAAAAAUGUCUCUGUAUUGUCCUCUUCACAUGCAUGGAAACAUACUUCAGGCUCAGAGUUAGGGUCUAGCCCACAUUACCUGCAUCACCGGGCUGAAGCUUGACCUUCACACCUCCCAUCCAUUAGCCCACAGCCUUGCUUCUUUGUUUCAGCCUCUGUAGGGAAAACACAUUUCAGAUAAAUGGUUGCUAAGGCUUGCUAGAUUGAACUGUUACUUUCAAGGCUGGAGCAGACUGCAGAAAGCUCCAUUAUUUUACUAACAGCUUGGGUUUCAAAAUCACAACUAAAUUUAAUUAUUUUUAAAACAUUUCAAAAUGAAAAGAUAGAAGAGAGAAAAUAAGUGUUUUUGAAAGUAUUAACUUUUAUAAAUAAUGAAUACACAAACUUUCUUCCCAGUGAUAUUUUUUUAAGUUCCAGUUUCAUGUUGGUAUCCAGCUAGUGUCACGAACAAGCUAUGCCUGUCACUAUGAUACGUGGGAAGGUUUAUUCCCAACCAGAACAGUUUUUACUGUAUCCCCUAACAGAAUAUAGACCGCAAACAACUUUUUUUCCCUAAACACUCUGUGCCGUUGAACCAGCAUGGUAAACAGAGGUUUUUUUUAGAAAUGAUGCACUGUGUCUUUGGAAUAAACUUGGAACCUCUUAAACAGUCCCCACCCCCACCCCCAACUCCAGUUCGUAACAUAGUGUAAGCUCUGUAUUUCACCAUGCAGUGGGUUCUCACUUGGAGAAGAACUUUUACAUACCAAAUUGCAUUUGCAUGCAGGAGAUGCUUUUACCAAUACUGUUUUUGGCUACUGAAGAAUUACAGUAAAUAGAACUACAGUGGUACCUCAGGUUAUGUACUUAAUUCGUUCCGGAGCUCCGUUCUUAACCUGAAACUGUUCUUAACCUGAAGUACCACUUUAGCUAAUGGGGCCUCUUGCUGCUGCCGCGCCGCCAGAGCACGAUUUCUGUUCUCAUCCUGAAGCAAAGUUCUUAACCUGAAGCACUAUUUCUGGGUUAGCAGAGUCUGUAACCUGAAGCGUAUGUAACCCGAGGUACCACUGUAUGUUAGUUAGUCUUUGUUGUUGUUGUAUGUUCAUGCAGAUUGAAUGGAUCCACCAAAUAUUAUUUCUAGGAUUAAAUUAAAUCUGUAAAGAGUACAGUAAAAAAAAAAAAGAACUUCUGUUUGUGUCUUAGGUAAAAACAAUUAAAACAGUUCCAUUACUCUAUGGCAGAAUAAGGAAAUUUUUUCUAUAUGGAGAUCAUGAUGGAGAUGUGUAUGCUACAGGAGGAGAGGUUCAGAUAGCUUUGGUAAGUGAAUAGUCAAAAGUUGUAAACUGAUUAAGUGAUUUAAUUAGAUUAGAGGUAACAAUUUCUUUGAAAGUCUUCCAUGAAGAUUGUAUUUUUCGCUCCAUAAGAUGCACCUGACCAUAAGACGCACCUUCUCCCGCUGGAGCCUUAGCAACCGGACAGAGCCUGCAGCUCAGUCAGCCUGUAUCCAAAGGCGGCGGCAACAGCAGCAGCAGUGAAACUAACCUCAUUGGCUUUCCUGGCGGCUGCACCAACAGCCUCCACUGCUCUUUUCAAUGAGCCUCAUUCUCCGGCCGCAACAUCUGUCUCCCUGGGCAAUGUUUGCUCAGACAUUACUCGGCUCUGGCGGUAGCCUCUCUCUCUCUCUCUCUCUCUCUCUCUCUCUCUCUCUCUCUCUGGCCUGGCAUUAAGCCGCAGCAAACUCCUGCUGCAACUACAUCCGCUCCCUGGGAGAGAGGAUGCCAUGGGAGGGGGGUGGAAAGAGAGAGAGCACUUGUCUAGAUCAGGCGUUGUUGUUAAUUUGUAUACUGCCCUCCAUCCGAAGAUCACAACAUAAAAAUGCAAAGCAAAAACAGAGCAAAAUUGAAGGUUGACGCCUUGCCUUGCAAACAUAAUCCAGAUGUGUUGCCUGCCAGCCUUGCUUGCUCAUCCAAGGGAUGAAGAGACCCGUUUCCUCUACUUCUGGGCAACAUCUCCCUCAGAGCCUUCAGACACACAUGGGCAUCUGGCAGCUAAGCCUCGGGGUGAAAGGCAAAUAUAUUGUUUGGCGGAAGCUCCCCGUCCCAAUUUGACAGAGCAUGCGAGGGAGAAAGAUCCCCCUCCGCGCUGGCUCCUGGCUGCUCUCAUGCAAGUCACAGAGCCCCUCAGAUGGAGGGAACUCUAAAGCGUAUUCUAAAGCCCUCUUCCCCUGCCUCACCUCUCCUUACCCCCUCGUGCGGGCGCCGCCAUUAGGACACUCGCACGGGCGACGUGCCACGCCCCUGCUGCCCUGGGAACCAAAGUCCCCAGCUCCUCUGCUGCCAGGGACCACACAUUCACUCCAUAAGAUGCACAGACAUUUCCCCUUUUUAGGAAGAAAAAAGUGUGUCUUAUGGAGUGAAAAAUACAGUAAUUAUAUGCAAGUCAAACCGAUUUCAGCUAAAAUUGUUAAAAAUUUGUACAAAUCUCUAAAUGAUGCUCAGCUUUUUAUUAGCUUGUUUAUUAUUUGUCUGAUUUAGAGAUAUUAGAGAAAAGAUAGCUGCACUUGACCCAUUUCACAUUUUAUUUGAUAAUAAGGCUUUUAGCCCCUCCAUUAUACAUAACAGUUCUUUUAACCUACUUUCCUCCCAGAUCUUCAUAUCUCUUAGAUAACAGCAAAGAGAGGUGACAGCCCUGUACUUAAGUACUGUACUAUAUAAUAUAUUAUUUUCUAUUGAAUUUAAUAUAACGUUUAAUCCUGCAGUCUCGGGGAGGGCAGCCCAGCUUUCAACCAAGAAUCACAGAGCAAUUUACAAUAGAAAAAUACAUACCACAGUAGCAAAUAAAGCAAUAACCACCCCUAUACAACCUAUGGCUUUUUAAAUUAGCCAAAGGCCUGAGAGAAAAGGAAUGUUUUUGCCUGGCACCUAAAGUUAUAUAACAAAGGCACCAGGCGAGCCUCCCUGGGGGGAGCAUUCCACAAGCAGGGAGCCACUGCAGAAUGUUAUGGGUCUCUUGGAAACCCCCUCACAGGCACUGUAGAUAGAACCACAAUUAAUGCUUCAAUGGUAGAGAGAGCAAAAGCAGAGCAUGGUGGAGGCUUACCUGAGGAGGAUUUGGACCCUCCUAAUUCCCCUGACUGGGAAAGAAUAUCAGCCCUGAUGCUAGCAUAAUUCUUUUCCUCUACUUUCCAACCCUGCACCUUCUGCCCUAGCCAACGUGAGAUUGGGUAGACUCAGGAUUUGUUGGUUCCAGGGGCACAGAUUUACCACUUCCAGCCCUCAUUGGAUUGUUCUGCCCAUGAUGAUAUAAAGUUCUAUGUAUCUGAAUCCAGAUAUAAUUUAAUUCUAUGCUUCCUUAUCGGAAGUCAUUUAUAAAUAAGUAGCUUAACUUUUCAGGAACCUGAGGGACUCUAUGAUGAAAUCAAGGUUAUACCAAUAUGCAAACUUGAUCGUUCCGUUUCCAACAAAGCAGUGAAGAAAUACAUUGAAGAGGAAAUUUCCAAGUAAGUUUAUAUAAGCCAAUGAAAAGCUAAUCUGUUAAUUCAAAAAUAUGCAGGCUGUGUUUAUUUAUAUUUAUUAAAUUUGUAUACCGCCCUUCACCUGCAGUUCACAACAUGGUUUAAAUGAGUUAAUCUAGCAGAUUUAAUUGAUUAAAGCUUGCAGUGCCAGAAAAUGUAAAUAAUAACUUUUUUUUUAAUUAGGCUUCCUGAUAGGUUGUCAGUAACAUGGCCCGAAGGAGAUGAAUUAUUACCAAAUGAAACUAAGCUUGCAGGAGCUACCAUAGGUAUGUGUUAAUGAUAAAGGGCUGGAUCUAGAAAGAAGUGACAUUCCUUCCACCAGCAGCUCAUCAUACCUCCUAAAAGGAUCCUCCUGAAUAAUAUGAGCUAUGGCACAGGAGACUGAGGAGGAAGUGGGGUCAUCAAUAAUCAGGUAGAGGCAACUUCCAUGAAGGGAACUAGCACUUAUGGAAAGUGUCUCUGCCUGAUUUUCAAGCAUUUGUCUCCCCCAACACAACACAGAAGAAGAAGAAGAAGAGUUUGGAUUUGGUAUCCCACCUUUCACUCCCUUUAAGGAGUCUCAAAGCGGCUAACAUUCUCCUUUCCCUUCCUCCGCCACAACAAACACUCUGUGAGGUGAGUGGGGCUGAGAGACUUCAGAGAAGUGUGACUGGCCCAAGGUCACCCAGCAGCUGCAUGUGGAGGAGCGGAGACGUGAACCCGGUUCCCCAGAUUACAAGUCUAUCGCUCUUAACCACUACACCACACUGGCUCUUUCAAGAGGGUUCUCUGACUUUUGGAGAGGCUGCUAAGGAGAGAAGGGGGUUGGAAUAUCAUGUUCUACCAAUCCACUUCUAUGGACCAUGUGUGUAUCUAAUUUGUAGUGUAAUUUAAAUAUUACUUAUGGACAAGUGGAGUUUGAAAAGAACUUACACUUGGAUGUGUUUAAUGUAUUUGGGGGGGGUGUUCUGUUUUUUUAUUUAUAGGAGCACUAAGAAUUGAAAUAUUAAAUAAAAAAGGAGAGCCUAUGCAAAAGCUUCCAGGGUCAGGUCAUGGAGCAGCGAAGAAAUUGCUUGUGGAACUUAAGGUCAUUUUUCAUUGUAAGAAUGCAAUCUGUUUUCAUUAGAUUAUUUUAAAACAUUAUUAUAUUGAGGUUUGAUACACUAGCCAUUAGAACAGAGCUUUCCAAACAUUUCAUGUUGGUGACACAUUUUUUAGACAUGCAUCAUUUUGUGGCACAGCAAUUCAGUUUUACUAGCAAACCAAACUAACUGCUUUCUAGUCCCGGGAGGAGCGUGGGGAGCUUUCAUGUGACACACCUACACAAUGCCGGGGAAACUCAGCCAGAUGGGCGGGGUAUAAAUAAUAAAUUAUUAUAAUGCAGCUGCCACACUAACAUGUCGCGACACACGGUUUGGAAAGCUCUGCAUUAGGAUAACACAAUGUCUCAUGUGUUAAACACUUAAAGUCCUGAUGCAUUUUAAAAUAUAUUCCUCUAAAGCAGCAGUGGGGGAUCUAUGGCCUUCCAGGUGUUGUUAGACUCCCACUCCCUAGCUACUAGCCAUGCUGACUUAGCCAGCACAUUUCAGGCUAGUAAUUUUCUUGCAGGCUACUAACUUUAGAGGAUUUAUUUACAAGGUUGUGUUAGCUGUUUCUGGGCAGACUAAAGCAAUCAACUAUUCUUCAGUGCAUCAGUCAUGGGCACUUCAUUUUUCUUUGCUACAUUUUGUGGGGGUAAGGACAGAAGGAGCAACUCUGGAAAAAGAAUAUAAAAUUGUGCAUUGUAUAGGUUCCUAUAUUCCCAUAUUUAAGCAGCAGUCUGGUGCUCACUUAUUUGGAAGAAAGUCCUCAUUGAACUCAAGUGGAUAUACUUCUAAGUAAAUUGGAUUGUGCUGUUAACAUUGCAGACUCAUGGGUGCUAGUAGUAAGAAAGACCCUAUAUAGGAAUAUAUUUAAAAUAUAUCCUUUGUAGAUAAAAAAAAAAAAGGAAAGCAUGCGAAAUGUAUACAGUAUUACUAAGAGAUGCAAGGCUUAAUUAUGAGAAUGAAACAACAUUAAUACUAUGUUUAGUUGUUAAUUAACAUUGUUUAGUAGCCAAAUUUGCACCAACCUUUAGGAAACAUGAAGAAAUAGCAAUAGGAAACUUUUAAGUCAUGCUUUAAAAAUUCAUCAUUCAUUUAAUUUUCCUAGAAUUCAGUCAACCUACCUGGAAAGGGAUGACCUUCCUCACCCCAAGUUCCAGAUGGAGCUGGGAUGCGAAGUAGGAUUAUUUUUGACCUUGUGCAAAUGCACAAGGGGCAAGGGGAAGAUUAGGCUCCUAGCAACUACCAUUUUUCAUUCAGCUACUAAGGCGUUUGAAAAGUAGUGAACCUCUACAUUUCCUGCCAGCCGCCUAAUUUUCUAAUCCUGUUGGUUUCCUUUAGGGGACAUUUAAGCAAAAUCAGUGUCAUUUUAAAUAACAUGGCUGCGGCUGAAUCAAGCCUACAUCACUUUCAAUUUAAUUCUCAGUUCACCUUCACCAAACUGUUAAUGUAGGGGUGGUUAUCCCCUGACUUGGAGGCCUUAUCUGGCACACACUCCAAGAGCACCAGUUUUGAAGACAGCAACAAAACUAGUGUGGGGUUGCUUUUUUAAGUAGACACAACACUGGUGUGGGCAGAGUAACCCCUUACUGAGUUACCUUAAUAUUAUUAUUAAAAUACACAUAUAUCCUGUAUUAUUUGUUUGCAACCUAAUGCAUUUAAAGAUACCUUGGCACAAUUUUUAUAUGUGUUUUCUUUCUUCCCCCUAUUUAAGCCCAUAAUGGAGAUAAGGAAAUCAUUUCUCUUAUCAGUCAGCAUGGGGGGAAAUGGCCUUACUGGUUCAAAAAAAUGGGUGAGUGUUUUUGCUUUAAAUCUACCUUACAGUUGAGCAAUAUUUUGAUUAUUUCAUUUUAAACUUUUGUUUCUGAUUAUACACAGAAAAUAUUACUAAACUUGGAUCCUACACAUUGAAACUGCAAGUGAUGUUGAAUGAAAGCAAUGCCAACACUUUUGCAGUAAGACCUCUUCCAUCAGAAACAUUUAAAUUUAAUAUAAUAGGUAAGGUUAAUACUGUUGUUGUAUUUUAACCAGUCAGUGCCUGUUCUUUGCAUGCAGAAGUUAGCAGUGACACACUCAGUAAAAUACUAUUUUUCUAUUUAAAGUUGGAUUAAAUCUUGAAAACGUUACUGAAAGUGUUAAUCAAAUAUAAAUGAGUUGAAGCAUUCAGGCUGUAUUCAGAUGGGUGAAGAAUGACUAUAAUUAAACCACUAAACAAUUUCAUUGUAAUAACCUUGUUUCCCCCCCAUCUACCUCAGAGGGCAAGCCUCAGAAGUUUUCAAUAGGUCUUUUGGAUCCCCCAUUUCGAGUUGGGCAUCCAUUCAAUAUUCCUCUAGAUGUCCAGGAUGAAUUUGGUCAUGCUACUCAUCUGACAGAUGAUAUUGUGCCAAUUCUUGAGGCUAGGUAACUGUCAUUUUAAUUAUUUUGUUUAUUUAGUAUUCUUAAAUAAAGAUUUGUAUUUUCUCUGUUUUCCCCAAUCCAGUGGGUCCCAGAUAAAUGUUGUGCACACACAGCUAGGUGCUUUUCUUUUCAGAAACUAGUGAUCUGUCUCCUUUGCACCAAAAACUAAGAUAUCGUCUCUUGAAUUCUUACACAGUUUUGAGGUUACAGGGUGUUAAUGCAGGAGGAGAUGACAGAUGUUUGCUGUAUCACAACUGUGGCUUUUUGCCCAUGCAAAAUGAAUGGAGUUCUUAAACUGGGAUUUUUCACAGUAUUUUUAACAUGGAAGGAUUCUGUAUGCUGAUGGGAGAUUCCUCCCAUCUAAUUUAGGAGAAAAGACUAAUUUCAUUAGAAGGAGCAGUGUCUCAGUAUUUUUCUUGCCUACAGUGAAAAGCAGUGAUGCUAGACAGUGAUCGAUUGAGAAUAUACAGGAGUGAGACAAUAUUUCAGGUAUCUUGGGUUAAGAGGACGUGUCCCUAAAAUAUGGAAUUAAGCCAUAAUCUUUACCUAUUUAACUGAAUUGUCUAUCAUUCUUUUGAGCUGUCUUAUACAGUGUACAAAGUGCAGUGCCCCCCCCAAAAAAAAAACCAGGCAAUUUGAAUAUUUUGCAGCAGUGCCCAAUCUGGACAGGGUGUUAUCAUUCCCAAACCAAGAAAAUAGUGUUGGAUUGACCCAUAAGAGUUAUUUCUGAUCAUAGACAGACACCUGGGCCCUGGGCCUUUAAUUUUCCUCUGGUGGGGAGUUGUUCCCCAUAGUCAUCCUGACAGUAAAGCUAAAGGUAAAGGGACCCCAGACAGUUAAGUCCAGUAGCGAAUGACCCUGGGGUUGUGGCACUUAUCUCGCUUUACAGGCUGAGGGAGCUGGCGUUUGUCUGCUCUGCAGACAGUUUUUCCGGUCAUGUGGCUAGCAUGACUAAGCUGCUUCUGGCGCAACGGAACACCGUCACCAGAGCAGUGCACAGAAACGCCAUUUAGCUUCCCGCUGGAGCAGUACCUAUUAAUCUACUUGCACUUUUUGGCGUGCUUUCGAACUGCUAGGUUGGCAGGAGCUGGGACCGAGCAACAGGAGCUCACCCCGUUGCGGGGAUUCGAACUGCCAACCUUUUGAUCGGCAAGCCCAAGGCUUAGUGGUUUAGACCACGGUGCCACCCGCGUCCUGAUAGUAGCCCUCUCUUUUCUGUGCAACGUUAAAAUAGCAAGUCCACAGUUUUGCAUUUUGCUUAUUCCUCACUUUUGGGAGCAUCCAAAACCAAGAGGGCUGAUCCACAGUAGAGGUUUCAGAAGCUUCUGGAAUUUUAGUCUUCUGAAGUGAAUGAGAAGGGUCACUCAUCAUCACAGAAUAUUCUGUAUAUUCAGAAAGAGCCCUCAUGGGUAACUCCACAUUAUGUAUUAUUUAGUUGCAAUUUUAAAAUGGUCACUUUAGUUCUUAAAAUUAUUUUCACUUGUGUUUGUAGUGGCUUAACAUUACAGUAUGAAGAAAUAGAUAAAGGACCAAAUUGUGCCAUUAAGGGUGUAACUGCUAAAGGCCUGGUAAACACUUACCAGGGGAAGGUAAGUUGAAUUAUGGCAAAAAUGCAUUGUUUACUUUUAAUAAAUAUGUGGCUGCAUACUUGUUUUCUAAAGAAUCAUAGUUGUUUUUCAUAAGAAUUAAAAUAUUUACCUAAAAUAUGUUCUAUAUAUUUUAUAUUCAAUAAUUAGUUUGUAGAUUAUUAAGUCAAGUAUUCUAGAAGUCCUUCAAGUCUAAGGGGGAGCGGGGGGGGGCUGUUGCCCCGGCUCACAUUUUCUGGAGGGGGCACAACUAGGUGCCCCCACAACAGGCUCCCAUCAGAACCUGGCUUUGGCGUGCGAGGCAGCUUCCUCGUGCCCAGCCUCAACUCUGCUUCAACUCCACUUCCAGGUCACAUUUGACCUUGGGACAGAGUGGGGAGUCUGUGACACAGAGCUGCCGCCCCUCUCCUCACCGUGUGUGCCCCCCACGGCAGCUCCAUCCCCAAGUCUGCCCUAACCUGGGAAGACGAAAGACUGGGCUCCUGUGGUGCCCAGCCGUGGCACCGCCAUCCCCAGGUCAAGCCUGACCCAUGGGGCAGAUUGAGGCUGUGAGGCGUCAGCCUGGCAGCUCCGAAAGAGGGUGGGUGGCAAUGCUGUUACCAACUCUCCUGGACUGUGGUGCGUGAGUGCGCCCCCUGCCCCAUUUUGUGAGGCAAGCCUCAGGGAGCUUCGUCUGUGCCCUGCCCCCCCCCCCCCGGUCCACCUUCCCUGGGUGCAAUUUCCUUACCACUGUUUCAAGUACCACUUACUUAUGUUGGGAUUACUGUAAGCGUGUCUUAAUGUAGGAUUUUGAAAUAGAAGGCGCCUCAGUUAAGAACCUCAGUUAAGUAGCUGAGGGUAUUAGACAAGAGUAAAGAUUAAAAGUGGAACAUUUUAAGUCAUUUCCUAGGGGGUGGAAAUAUAUAAUUGCUUUACAGGAUUAUUCACUUUGAAAACUGAACAAAAAAAAAUUCAUGGGCAUUAUUUAACAUUGACUUUUAAAAUUAUAUUUUUCAAUAGAACUUCAAUCUGAAAGUUACUCUUCCUGGCCUGAAGGAGGAAUCCCAAAUUUUGAAAAUUAAACUUCUUCCAGGUUAGUGAAAUGUUUGAAAUGUAUGACUUCCUUAAUGUGAUCCACUUUACAUGGGCCUGUCCUUGAAUUUGGUCUAGAAGCUACAGCUAGUACAAAAUACUUCUGCUGUCUGGGACAACCUAUUGGUAGCAUGUCACUGCCAAAUUGUUAAUAAGCUAGAUUCAAGAUUUUACUACUGUUAUAUAGGGCCCUUUAUAGUUCUGGACCAGGGUAUCAAAGAAGCUAUCUAUCUUCCUACAUCACUCCCCAAUUAGUUACAUGUCUUGAUGAAGAUCUAUUGAUGAUAUAAGAUGCCCCUACAGUAAAGUUGUGGUACCCGGUUUUUGGAAUUCUCUUCCUUUGAACUGAAGUAAGCCCCAAUGUUGUUUUUGAUGCUUGCUGGAAUAUUUUCUUUUCUACCAACCCUUUCCAAAUGAGUCUGUUUCUGCAGGUUUAAUUCUGGUUGUUCUUUAUUUAAUGCUAUUUCAUGAUCCAUAUCAGGUUUUAUAUUUCAUUUCUGUAUUCCACUCAGGUGAUUGUUGAAUGCUUUAUUAAAAAAUGAAAGUUUCUAUGGAAGUUUUUUUAAAAGUUUGAAUUAAAUAAAAAUAGGUGUCUGUUCUGGAGCCAUAAUCAGAUGUAACAUGGUAUUAUGUGGCCUCAUCCCAGAAGGUAUAACUCAAAACCAGUUUCUCUUAAACUUAAUUUUGAGGGGAGAUUUCCCCCUCCCCAACAUAAUAUUAAUCCAAUUUAUGCCUUAAGUGGUGAUACCAUAAAUGUUACCUUCUGUACAACUAAAUUGGUGUUUUCAGCUGCAUAUUAAAUAAAUUUUAUUUCAAUUCCAUUGAAUAAAAACUUGGGAAUUAUUCUUAAAACUUGCUGUAUAGCAAUUUUUAAAAAAAAUGUUUUUGACUUUUUCAAAGCUGUCUUGAUUGUUUGUUUUGAAAACCGAAACUAAACUUUAGUUUAUAAACAGGUCCACCAUGGCAGCUAAAUGUCAAACCAGACACUGAGACAUUGAAAAUUGAAAAUGGAACAGCAUUUCCUUUCCAGGUUGAAGUGCUGGAUGAAGUAGGCAACAUAACAGCACAACCAAAACUAAUAGUUCAUUGCAAGGUAGGUCAACAGCUUCUGUUCUUCUUCUUUAAAAAAUAGGACAUUAGUGCAAUUGGACUAGUGCAAUUAUCUCAGUGUUAUAUUACUGAAAAAUUGCCUCUGACACUGCAUACGAGCAUCAAAAAUUCGAGGGUAGAGGCCCAUCCUUCCUCAGAAAUGAAUUAGAGAUUGUCUUCCUUGCCCCCUUGCUUCAUUUUUCAGCAGGAACUCACCGGAACUCAGUUCCAGCACCUCUCAGGUGGGCCCCAUUGCCAUUAUAAGAGAACUAGGGAGGUGUUCGUGGUAAGUUCCGGCACCACUUUUUCUAGAAAAAUAGCAUUGCAAUCCAUUCUUUGUAUCAGGGUAAUUUUAAAUAUGCCAUAGUUAACUACUAUGUUCCAAAUAUUUUUAUAAGUUACUGUGCAAUUGAACUUUGCAGUUACAUUUUUUUAUAUAUUUAAACCCCUGAGCAGAUUUUUGCUUUUACUUUCUUCCUUCGAGUGAAAUUGUUCUCUCGGGUAGAAUGAGAUUUCCAUUUGAUGCUUGAAGGCAGGAUUACAGCUGAUUAAGGGGGCUUUGCUCAUAUCCAACUAGCCCCUACCAGGUUACUUCUGCCUUCGCUCUGGAGAGGCUGUGUCUCACGCUAUUCAGCUUUGCUCAGACUUGUGCUUCUUGUGUGCUGUUGUGUUAGUUCUCAGUUGUGUUUGUUUGGUGUUUGUUGCUGUUGUUUCUUGGAAACAGUAGCGUCUGAUUUUCUAUGCAGUUUUUUAUGCAUUGAUGCAUUUCGUUGCCCUGCGCUGCUCCCUGUUUGCUUGAAGGGAUUUAUUUUGGUUUCAGGGGUUGACUUGUGUCCUUUGUGCUUUAGCUUGGUGCUACUACUUAUUUAAUAACUUGAGAUUAGAUUAAUUAAUUAUAGUACAGGAAGUACUAAAGUUUUAAUUUUAUAUGGUGUGGCACUUUAUUUCAGGCUACUUCAUGAAUCUCUCAAAAAGAACACAUAUGGGUUUGAAUUAACCUAAUUUAUAAAGAUGUUAGGGGGAUACAGGUGGCGCUGUGGGUUAAACCACAGAACCUAGGACUUGCUGAUCAGAAGGUUGGCGGUUCGAAUCCCUGCAACGGGGUGAGCUCCCGUUGCUCAGUCCCAGCUCCUGCCAACCUAGCAGUUCGAAAGCACGUCAAAGUGCAAGUAGAUAAAUAGGUACCACUCCAGCGGGAAGGUAAACGGUGUUUCCGUCUGCUGCUCUGGUUCGCCAGAAGCGGCUUAAUCAUGCUGGCCACAUGACCUGGAAGCUGUCUGCGGACAAACGCCGGCUCCCUCGGCCCAUAGAGCGAGAUGAGUGCCGCAACCCCAGAGUCGGUCACGACUGGAUCUAAUGGUCAGGGGUACCUUUACCUUUUACCUUUUUAUAAAGAUGUUAUUUAAAUGAAUCAAAUUAGCUUUUGUGAUAGGCAGUCAUGAAAAUUUCUUAAUAAUAAUUAUUCAUCCUAUUCUUUAUGACAAAACUCCCCCCAACGUACUUCAAUUAUUUCUGAGAUUUUUAUUCCGUUACUCGGUACCUUUAUCCAAGGGGUGGGGAACUGUGAUCCUCCCAAGUUUUAUAUCCGGCCCUCAGGACACUCCCCUGGCCACCACACAGUUCACUGGCUCCCUCCCUGCUUUCUUCAAAUGCUUUUGCCCGGCUGAAAUGUGUCAUUGUAUUAGAAUAAUGCCUCUUGCUUGCUUGGAUAGAAGAUACAGUAUGUCUGUGUGUGGAACAUAGCAUACUGUACAAAGUGUCUCAUCCAUUACUCAGCCCACUUUUGCCCCUUGCCCUGCCUGCUUUUCCCCUCUUGACCCUACCCAUCAAUAGCAUGCAGCCCCCAGAAGGGUUGAAAAUGUGGAAAUCCAACCCUCAGGCUGAAAAAGGUUCUCAACCCCUGCUUUGUGCCCACCUAUUGAUAUGAAAACUCUUAUUUAUGAUGUGGUUGUUUUAGUUUUCAGGAGCUCCAGGCCUUCCUGUAUAUGCUGUGGAUUGCAGCAGUGGUGGGAUAAAUAUAUUAACUGGACCAGUUCUGCAUGUAGAGAAUAUAAAGAAAGAUCAGACGCUUAAAGCAAGGUUUGAAAUACCUGUAAGUUGAAAUAGCUGUAAUGUUUUUGCUACUUGUUACCAUUUAGUGAUCUAUGGCACUUGAAUGCUCUAAUUUCCAUUGGUUGAGAUGUGGGCAAUAUUGCUGCAUGAAAUUCUUUCUGCAGGUGGCUGGAUCAGUGGAAAUGACCCUAUCUUACUCUGUAUGUAGUUGCCCUUAUAUUCUUCUGGAUUACCAAUAUCUUUGAAUAAUGAGAAAUUGGUUGUUCUUGAUAAAUAUGAUUAGACAUUUCCAACCUAUUUCACCCCUCAUUUAGGUCAAAAGACCCUCUGAACCCCAGGACCAUCUAGCAUGGACUGAAGGGGCCUGAUGAGUCCCUUAUUUUUAAACUAGAAAGUUCAGGACUUCUCUCUUCAUAGGGGUUGCUUGUAUACACAUACAACACAUCUAAAAAAUCUCUCCUUUGUAAUCCAUCACCUACUGUGAACUUCAUUUCUCAUUUGAGUGUCAGAUGUUUCUAAGUGCUAUUAGCUUCCUGUACUGCUCAAAGGCAGGACACACUGUAACUUCAAAGAAAGCUAUUCUCUCCCUUCCUCAGCUUAUUCCUUGCCUCCAAACCACUUGAUUCAGCUUUUCUUGCUGACUUUCAUUUGUAAUUUUCUCAGUCUCCCAUAUUGGCUAGUCUAGUGUGUGUAGUUUUUUAUUUUAUUUCUGUCCAAUUUGUUGGCCUUUUUUGUAGCAAUAUCUUCCUUUGGUGUUCAGAACAUAACAUGGUAAGAAAAUAAAAUGAUAAACAUAAGACAAGAUUGCUGGAUCAGGCCAGUGACCUGUCUAGUCCAGCAUCCUUUUCUCGCACUGGCCAACCAGAUGCUUGUGGGAAGUUUGCAAGUGGGACAGGAGUGCAACAGCAGACUGGCCACCUGUGAUUGCCAGCAUGUGGCAUCUCCAUCCCCAUCAUUCUGCCAGACACUGAGGUCCAGUGCCGAGGGCCCUCUGGUGCUUUCCUUGCUGCGAGAAGCCAAGUUACAGGGAACCAGGCAGAAGGCCUUCUCGGUAGUGGCACCCGCCCUGUGGAACGCCCUCCAGAUGUCAAAGAUGUCAAAGAGAAAAACAACUACCAGACUUUUAGAAGACAUCUGAAGGCAGCCCUGUUUAGGGAAGUUUUUAAUGUUUGAUGGACUAUUGUAUUUUAAUAUUUUGUUGGAAGCCGCCCAGAGUGCCUGGGGAAACCCAGCCAGAUGUGCGGAGUAUAAAUUAUUAUUAUUAUUAUUAUUAAUAAUAAUAAUAAUAAUAAUUCAGAAACAUACUGACCAAUAUGCUAAAGUUACCAUGAGAUUAGAUUGCAGAACCUCAGUGUACGUGUAUCUGUGAAGUGGUACAGUUCCAGUUACUUCUUCUGUUUUCCUUUCUCCUUUUUAUUAUUAGAGUUGUAAAAGUGUACCACCAUUGGAGAAGACUAUUAAAUUGCUUCCCAGUAGAUCUGUUGCAAGAUUACAAAUUUUUAGCAUCGAGGGAGAAAAAGCUAUGCAGAUCCAACACCAGGAUGAAAUUAACUGGGUUGCAGGUGAUGUGAUGCAGAAUCUCAUCUUCCACAUGUAUGAUGAAGGGGACAGAGAAAUAUUAAUCACUCCCACGCUGGCCGAAAAAGUUAAGGUUGGUAUUUUUAGGACGUUAAAACUUUGAUUCAACAUAAACAUUAGUUUUGUGAUCAGGCAGUACCGUAUUAAGGAGAAGAGGAAAGGUUACCAUAACAAAAAUACUAUAAAAAGAAAAUGUUUGCUUUGUUUACAUCAGUAUUUCCAUUGCUUUUUUUAAGGAAUUCAACCUAAGCUGUGUGAGAAUGUGGGAUAUAUCAUGACAUCUGAAAGGCACAUUUUCCAUAGUUGUUCCAUAGUUUAUUUACAUAAUUCAAAUUUCUAGGCUUCCUCAGGGGAGGUAACAACAGACAUAUGUAUAUGCUCCUAGGCCAUCAAACUAUGUUUCUGAAUAGGACUCAACCAUGAGUUAAAAUAACACUAAGAAAUUUAAAUUAUGGCUGAAAAUAUAUAGAAAGAAUAGCAUGUAUUGAGAGCCAGUGUAAUAUAGAAGACUAGCUGGGCCAGUCAUCACCUUUCAACCUAACAGGGUUCUUGUGGGGCUAAAACAGACAAGGGGAGAAGCAUGUACUGUUUCUCACUUGGAGCUCUUUGGAGGAAAGAUAACUUAAUUAUAGUAAUGUGGGAGGUCUUGCCAACUCAGAAGCUCCACAAAUUCAUUGUGCCAACGGAAUACAGCAGUAUCUGCCAAAUGUUUUGACAUGGUUUGAAAGUGAAUAGCUGUGAAGAAAUCCCGGGGCUUAGGGAAAGUCAUUGUAUAUCAGGCGGACAAGAGGCUGUACUAUGUGGCCAUUUAAAAAUUUUCUGCGCAAGGUGGAAAGUCUAAAAUUUUAGCUCUAGUUUUGUUCCACACAGAAUUUAAGCUUUGAUCAGAGAGCCACAAAACUAGAAAUUCAAGCAUAACAGGAGUUCAAAUGAAGAAGGCUUUUAUUUAUGUUAAUAAUUCAACCAUUUCCACUACUUUUUGUAUGCCAGUGAAGAGUGCACAUGGCAAUCAUGCUUAUGAAUAUCAAACCAAAGUGAACAUUUAAGGGACAUUUUGCAGUGUACUGAUGGGAGUAAAAUAUCAGAGAUUUUAAAAUUGAAUGCUUUUAGGCAGCAGAGUCAUAUAAGAUGAACAAACACUGGACAAUUACUCCAGUGAUCUACCUUCUCUCUAAAUACUGGUGUUGACCUAUAAAACGCUAAACGGUCAGCAUCUAGCACAUUCCAGGGACCACUGGCCCAUGUUCCAUCAUGAACUUUAAGGCUAAACAUAGUCCUUUCUGACACCCACCACCCCACAAUCAAUCAUCUGUUCCACAAGUGAUAAUACCCAGAUCUUUGCAGGCAGAAAUGCAUGUAGAAGCUUUUGAUAUGUAAGAGGAAUGUGGACUCCUAGCUGUGUAUGGGAUGAUGGGCAGGAGUGCAGUCUCUCUGCAGAGCUUAGACAAAAUACAUAUAGAAUGAGGGUAGAAAUGUCAGUGAGGCUGCUCAUGCCACAGAUCUUCUCUUGCCUCAAAUCUUGUCUACUCUAUGACAACUUACAUGGCAUGUUGGAUUUCUCUCUAUAUCCUGACAGCUUCAAGAACCUGAGCAGAAACUAUUUAACACACAGCAGUUAAUUGAUAUGGUGAUGUUUUAAUCUGACCAAGCCCUGAGUAUAUUUGGAUUUAUGCUAUUUAAUGUUUUAAAAGUUUCAGUAAUUUGGGGUUUUUUCAUAUUUUGGAGCUUUUGUAUUUUUUGAGUUUUGCAUAUUUGAAAUGUAUCUUCUGUUCUCUAGGAUGUUGCAACAGCCAUUGACAGAAAUAAAUCAAACAUUAUUAUACUUUGUGGUAGUUAAUAGAUUUGCUUGAAAUGAAGAUUAUGGGAAUGAUCCAGUCCUCUCUCUGGAUCCUUUCUCUUGAAUAUGUAGGUUCCCGUAUAAGCAGUCUCUCCCUUUCUCUCUCUUUUCUUUUUUCUUUUUUUCUCUCACCGCAGAUCUGUGCAUUGCUGUAUGCAGGUGAGGGGCUUGUUUCCUCUGUAUGCAGCACAUAUAAUUAGUAUUUAAUUCCAGAAGUAGUAAUGAUGUAAAUAAAGCUGAAAUUACUGGUUUAUUUUUUUUUAUUAUUAAAGUCAGCCCAACAUUUUGGUAUCUCAUUCUUAGUCAGUACUAUACCAAUUUUGUAUUUAGCUUUAUGUUACACCAUAACCUAAAUAUUUAAACAUUUUCUCUAAAAAAAAAAGAAAAAAAAAGAGGUCUUGCAAUCUCUUAAUUUUGUUUGUGGAGGCAAAAAAUAAAUAACUAUUUAAAUCUAUGCCAGUAGUUGAAUGGGACUGGUGCUCAUGAGACCAAGGGACAGUUGGCCAACAGUUAGUGCAAAAUCCUAUUCUUCUCAUUAGUCCCUUCCAGUCCUCCAGUAAAUGCCACCACCCUCCAUAAGAAGUAUGGGCUGUAUCCAGAUGUAACAGUAAACCAGAAUUUAGUCCUCGAGGAAUGAGCUUGGGGUGAGGCACUGGCUCUUAUUCGCCUUCCUCCAGUGUAGUCAGAAGGAGGAGAUUUGAAGCUUUCACACCAGUUUCCAACCAAAUCACGGUUACUCAUUCCUUGAGGAAGUCACUGCCAAAUUUUCUGAGGAGGGCCUAGAAUCCUAGCGAGUGGCAUGAUAUGUAAGGCAGGCUGUUACAGUAAGCUGAAUAAAUUGUAAGGCAAGAUAGAAUGAGAGUCUGGUAGUCCUAUCUAUUUGCAACACAGUACGGACAAUUUGAUUACUACACUUCCACAGCCUGCUUGUUCUCGUGAAUAAAACCUACUCUUGCUUAAAAUAUUAGUGUUCUUAUUUUAUCCCUCUCACAUCAACAUUUAAAUUUGUAUGGACUUCAUUGACUGAACAAGCCUUUUUAUUAUUAGUGCACUUGUAAUAGCUGCAGAGAAGCUAAAUUUGUAUUUCAAUCAAAUAAUUUUAUCCUCUUAAAAAAAUGGCCAUAAAAUAACUACUAUUAUCUAUAUUUGUUGUUUAAAAGUGGAAUAAUGUUUAUUACGUAGUCAGAGACCCUGUUAUUUUUUAAAUUUUGUUACAAAAGUAAGCAGUCAUGUUAUUUUUACACCUGACACACACUAUUGAUUUUUUUUUUGUUUACUAGGUAAAUUGGACUCCAAAGAUUAAUAGAGAACAGUUGGUUAAUGGCUUAUUACCUGAUGUGAAGGUACCAACAUCUGUAAAUGAUGUGCACUAUUAUGUAGUUUCAUUCCAUGAUGGGCAUGUAUCUUUGGAAAGUGCAUUCACAAUAAGGUUUGUAUAUUUUCCUCAGUUGUAGUCCUGUUACGAAGUUUGCUCAGUGACUGUUUCUGUUGGUUACAGCAUACAAAAACUUGUUCGCUGUUAUUGGUAACAACUUUUAAGUAUGUAAAUAUCAGUAUACAGUCAAGCAUAUAUUUGACAUUAAGAGCUUCAAAGGCAGUGGACUGCAAAAGCAUAGCCUGCAGAUGCAAUUCCAGUUCUAAAAUAAGUCAUUAUAAUGAUGUUGCUCAUGAUACUCGCACUCUUGAGUGCUGUGAUACAUGGAAUAACCUUAGUGCUGUGUGAAGUAUAUAUACAGAAGAAUCAUAGGAAUACAUGGAAUAUAUUGCUUAAAAUGCACUUUUGCUAAAUAAAUAUUUGAUCUGCACACGUAUAUAUAUAUGAUGUGUGUUUAUAGUUGGGAAAUUAGCUCUAAAGCAUAUAUAGCUGUAAAACAUAAUAAGACAUCUAAGAACCCAGCUAAUGUCAUCUUGUUGGAUAAUAAGGGACAGUGAGGAAGUGUUUAACAUAAGUCUCACCUUGAGGGGAGGGGUGUGACAUGGAGGAAAGAGGCCAGUGAAAUCUGAAGGCUUACUGGCCUGUUUCCUUGAUGCCCAGACAGCCUCCUGUCUUUAAAGUGCUCUGCACUCCUUUCAGGCUCUGCAGCUACAAGUCCACUUCCAGACAAAAGAAAAAGGGAAAAAGAGGGAACUCAGCUAUCAGAGGAAAGUGGAGAUGACAGCAGGCAUAUCUCAGCAUGCAGGGCAUUCUACAAAUGAGCUGCCCACUUCCAUAUUGCUGCAUAGUUAAUCUUCUCAAGCAAGUUGUUAGCAAGAAGUGCUUCCCCUAAUGAGUUUAAUGUUGAAACAGGAGGAGACACACUUUCAACUAAAGUCCUAAGUUACGUAAGGCUUUAUAGGUGUCAUUGCCAGCACAUUGAAUUAAACCCGGUAUCAUAUUGGCAACCAAUUAACUCUCAGGAUCAUGCAAUCUUGAUAGUGCAGAUUGUUAGGUGGCCUAGCCUAUCUGAAGCUUCUAAAACAGCUUCAGGAUCUGCCAUAGUUUAUAGUAAUCCAACUGGAAGAUUACCGGUGCAUGAGUUACUGUGACAAUGCUACUCCUGUCCACAGACUGCCACAGCUAACCAAAUAAAUUCCUUGUCACUGAAGUCACUUGAGCUCCUAGCAACUAUGUUUUAUCUAGGAGCAUCCCCAGACUACGUAGCUGUUCUGUCAAAUGGAAUGCAACUCCAUCUAGAAUCGACCAUUUACAUCUUAAGAACUUGUAUCUUGAAAGAAUUAUAGCAUUUUUUCUGUUUUACUUAGAAGUACACAUCUGUUAAGCUGUCAGUAUUUGUUUCUGUAGACCACUUGCUGAUGAGCCAAAACAUAUUAAAUGCAAAUUAAAAGGAUCUAAUACAAUACAAAUGGGUGAAAAACUACAAGAAGAAAUUGGUAAGUAUUUUACUUUUUUUCUUUUAUUCUGACACAAAUGUAGGUGUGAUGCAGUGGUACCUGUUUAUCUACUUACACUGGUGUGCUUUCAAACUGCUAGGUUGGCAGGAGCUGGAACAGAGCAAUGGGAGCUCAUUACAUCACAGGGAUUCAAACCACUGACCUUCUGAUCAGCACGCCCAAGAGGCUCAGUGGUUUAGACCACAGCGCCACCCGCAUCCUGGCGGGAAGGUAAACGGCGUUUCUGUGCUCUCUGGUUUCUGUCACGGUGUUCUGUUGCACCAGAAGCAGUUUAGUCAUGACCCGGAAAGCUGUCUGUGGACAAAUGCCAGCUCACUCGGCCUGAAAGCGAGAUGAGUGCCGCAGCCCCAUAGUUGCCUUUGACUGGACAUGUGAUGGCAUACUGUGUUCUUGUAGCAAGCUACAUCAAUAUCAUGCUCAGCAAGUGUGACAAGUUGCAGUCUUGUUGCCUCCGUUGCCUUACUCAUUAGUGUCUCAGCAGACAACAGUGUCUCAUGACAUUUUUUAUAUAUUGUGUACAAGUUGCAUUUGUGCAAAAGGCAGUACUUGCUGUUGCUUAUAUAAGAUGACUGAUCCACACUGGUGCAUAUUGUGACUCCGAGUACUCAUUAUCUUGGAUCACAACUUUAAUCUCCUCUGCUGGUCAUCCUGGCUCAGGUGGAACUACUGCCACCUAGUGCUUGGGGCAGAAACUUGUAACCUCAAGGAAAUUUUAACUGGUGAUGUUAUUGGAAGGGUUUUCAGUUUCAAGUUCCUACCUUGUUCAAAGCAGCAGCACUGGAGAUCUCUCCUGCCAUCUGCACUUUAUGCAUUAAGGCCUGCAUUCAGCCUCAUUUCUGGAGAUCCUGGCAUACCUGCCACCAGAUUGGGAUUGGGAUUUGGCACCACCCUAGUGGUUAAUAGGCAACAUUGCAAGCUUUUAAAAGAUUUAAAAAAUCAAAUAGGAAACUGCAGUCUUAACGCCUCCCUGCUCCUUCAGCUUUUUACUUUGCCUCACAGGAAAUAGUUGUUUCUUCCUGAGACUCCUGGUGUUCUUCUUUCAAGCUGGUUAUUUCCUUGCUUCUUCUACUUCUUGAUGAUUUUCUCUGUGUGUUUAGCUUUAUCAUUAGUUCUCCUUCUCAGUGCCCCUUCCCCCACUGUGGUUGUUUCCCACUCAUUUUCCCUGCCUUUUUAGCCUUUAGUUCCCUUAUCUGCAGCCCUACUUAGACUCUGUAUUGCCUUUUUUUGCUGCCUUUAGUCACAGUAUCCUCUGUAUUUCACCCACUCUAAACUUUUGUUAAGUACAGCUAAAGCUUUCCAAACUGAAAGACUCCCAGUUUCCCCAUGUUUAUGGAGAUCAGAACCCGCUGCAAUUAAUGCACAUUCUAGCUGGCUUUACCACUUGUCUUUCCUUUACUGCGUUUAUUUCCGGUGUAUUUAUUCCUGGUGUGUGUGUUUAAAUUGUGAUUUUCUUUGGCAUUACUCUUAUUAUAAUCCUCUGAGAAAUUAAUUAUAAAUUAAUUUACCCCAAAUUAAUCUUCCCCAUAACUUGAUCUUCUAAGGAAUUCAUUGUAAUUUUAUUAUCCCUAAUCAAUUUCCCCAUCAUUCAGUCCUGAGCUAGUAAACCAAUGAAACCCUGUCAGUUAAUUGGAUUCCCUCCCUUUCUUUCCUCUACAAUCAAUUUCAAGUACAAUAAAUGAGACUUUGCUGCUUAGCUCCAUGUAACUUGGCCCAGAGCUUGGCCCACAGGCUGCUGCUUUCCAUAUCAUCCAAAGCUUGGAUAGGAAAAGAGGCAGUGGUGCACUAGUAUAUACAGCCAUGCCCACCAAUUUGCCCACCUACUCUUUCGCCUGCCAUAUUGGGAAUUCCAGACAUGAGUUCUGCUCUGCUUUGUUGUUUGGCCAUUGAUCACGUCAAUUGGUAACCUCAUUUUCGGUGGCCAUAUUGGGAGAUUUGUUUACCAUCUGGCAGCUGUCUUGAGUGGGACAACCUGGACUGGGUUUAAGGAGGAACACUUCUGGUUGCCAUCUUCAGAGCAUUGUUUACUUCCAGUAGCCAUCUUUAGAAUUCUAAAAUAAAAUGGUUUCUAAUUCUUCUGGGUUUUUUUUUCCUUAAAGAGAUAAUGAUUACAGAUCAGCAUGGAAAUCACAUUCAAAACCUGACAUCAACUUGUUUGGAUUCCUUGAAAAUAGACGGUAGUGGUCUGGAUAAAUCAGAAUUGAGAAGUGUUUGGCAGGUAUUUCUUAACACCAUGUUAUGUAGGAUUUGCAUCAGUGAAAUUCAUCUUAUUUGGGGGGAGGGAACUUGUGCCUCUAUCCCUGACACAGCUUAAUAACAUUCAUAAAACUGAUAAGAGGCAAAGGGGAGUUACUACUUUCAAGCUUGUAAAGAUUCUUCAAAUGAUUUACCUCUAUUUACUUCUGUUUUCAUGGCAAGUAAAUAGUCACCUUUGUGGUGCUAUUAUUCUUGCUAGUUGGGUCUUUAUCCAGAACUCAAAUAGUACAAAGCUUUCAUAAACUUUCUGGAAUGUUGUUACCUUGAGUUGAAUUCAUUUACUGUUUUCUCAACUCAUACUGGUUGACAUGGGAUAUAUCUAACUAAGGAUAAAGAUGGAUCCACUUUGAUUUAUUAUGCCAAUUAAGUCUACCAUAUAUUAUGUUGCAGCAUAAUAUAGAUUCUUCACAUAAUAUAGAAAGUGUGCAGACUCCUAGAGAGACAAUCACAGCCGCACCCAGGUCAAUCCUCUGCGGGCUACACUGAGUUGAGCUGUGGUUUGGCUUUGCAUGUCUGUUGAAUCCAGGCUCUCCAGACUAAACAUGUGCAGCAACCAAGGUUCUAUGUCUUAGGGCUCAUGGUUUGGGUGGGAUAGCUAAGCCAGAAGCCCAGGUUCAAACAACAUGCUCAGUCAGAGUGUGGGAGCCUGCACACUCACAUGUAUGCUGCCUCCUUUUCAUCCCCAUUAUGCUGCACAGUGGAGCUCUUCUGGAUAGUGCAGGGCCUUUUCCUGUCUGGCCUGAAGGAGGUAGCAGAACUGAUGGUAGUUUGCUGUAACUUGUUUGGAAAGCUUUUUGAGGGUAAAAUUGCUUGCAUCCACCUUUACUCAGCUGUUACAGCAGAUGCAUCUCAAGGGGUGUCCAGAACACUGUCUAGUCCUGCUGUGUUGGAUGAGUGUCAGUUGGUAAGGCUUGAGCAGGUGGACAAGGUGUUUAAAUUGCAGAGUUGUAAGAGCAGAAAAUAAUCAAAACCCCAUAUGCCAUAAAUAGAAGCAUGUCUAUCAUUCCACUUUUAUAAUCAAAUAACUUUAUGAGAUCCUAUUGGUUUUUUAAAUGUUGUUAUGUGUUUCUUUAUAGGCAGAUACACAAACUAUUUGUGUCACAGGAAUCAGGUUUAAACCAGGUCCUCCUGGAACCAAAGAACUGUGUUUUGCUUGGCGUGAAUUUUCUCAUUUCUUGAGACUAAAUUUAAUUGCAGGACCUCCAGCUAAAUUGGUGCUUGUGGACUGGACAGAGUUAGAAAACGUAAGUCUGCAUCAUGUAAUACCAGCAAUAGUCUCCAUACCUCUGGGAAAUAGAGAGAGGAGAGGCAUGAACAUAACGUUACAGCGUUUUGCUGAUAUUAAAUACUUCUGAAACUUUAACAUGGUCUCUGGUGUGAAAGGAGACAUUGAAACAAAAAGAGUAACUUGUAUGAAAAUAACAUUUCUGACUGGAGUUUCUCAUAAUUGGCUCUUCUUCAUAAGUGAGCGAUUGAUGAAAUGGCUUCUGAUCACUGUAUGUUUUGCAGCUAAAUUGCAUUACACACCUAAAAUGUCUCAUUCCUUAUAUACCAAACCAAUCACUGCAGCUUGCAGGAGGGGGCAUCCUUCAGAUACCAUCUUAAUAGAAGCGUACAUUUCACACAAUGUGAUAAUUGGGCCUUUAGUGGGGCAGCACUUACCUCUUGAAAUUCCAUCCCGUUACAUAUUAGACAGGCAUCUGUUGAAGAUUUUAACAAUCCUCCUGGGUAGAGAUUUUUUAUUCCUGCUGGAUUCUGUAUUGCAUUUGAAAUGUUUUACACACACACACAUUUUUGAAAUACUUUUAUAUAUUAAUCUAUUCUAUAUGUAUGUUUUUACUGUAUUGUUAAAUCACUUUGAAAUGCUUCAUAAAUAAAAUAAAUAAAUAAUACUACAGGUUUAAAUAGCAAUAAUUUUUGAACUGCUUCUAGCCUGUGUCAGUGAUUAAUGGCAAAGAAUUACAGAAGCCACUUAUAGUCCAGCUGUGUGAUCAGUGGAAUAACCCAUCUUCUGAACCUGAUGUCAAAAUCAACCUUUUAAAGGCUGGGAACUUAAAGGUAAUUGCCUUUGAAUUCAUACAUCUCACUGGAAUAUAUCAUUGUGCAAGACAUCCAGAAUACAGAAUGUUGUUAAAAUGCAUUCAUCUGCAUAGUGUCAGCACUUUAUAUGAGGACAAGUCCUUACCUCAGGGAUCUUACAGUCUAAAAUGUGACAUAGAGGAGAUAUCCAGAGGCACUGAAAAAUAGGGUAAGAAUGUAGUAAUUGUUGCAUUAGAUAUUUAUUCUUAAUUACAAUAGGGUAUAGGAACUCGGUCUUGUGCUAAAAGCCCUGUGGAAAAGGUGGGUCUUUGGAGGAAGUGAGCAAGAAGUGCGUAUUUAUAAAAUACACCUCAUUUCUUUAAAUGCUUAGAUUCCUAGCAUAUGUGAUUGGACAAUACGUUUAAAAACACAUAAUAUAUUUGGAUAGAUAGAUAACAAUUUGAAAAUUAUCAUUUUAUACCGUUUUAGGGAUUGAAAUAAAACCCUUAGUGUAUUGCUCUAUGCCAGAUAAUCUUGGGAAUUGAGUGACUACAAGCUGGCUGCUAGGUUAUUCAAUCUACAAAAAAGAGACAUGUAGUUGACAGUCCAUUGGCCAUUUCUGACCCACCAGUUGUCUGUCUGAUGAUUACAACUUCUCUUUAGCUGGAGCCACACACCAGUCUGACUCCAGGAAAAAGAGAGUAAUAGCUAGAAAUAUAGGGGUUUGUUGCUUAAUGAUUCUUUUAAGUUUCCCGUGGUAAAUAGCAUUGUAACAUAGAAGUGGCAUCCCUAAUCCUUAAGUGUUUGCUAUAUGCUGGGAGGGUAAAGCAUCUUAACUAUGGAAAUACAUGGAAAACUGAAAUAGAAAAUUUGCUGAUUUGUAAUAGUUAAAUCAUUAUCGGUGCUUCUUAGUCAUUCAUUAAUGGGGAGAAAAUCAAUUUUCUUGUCAGAUUAUUCCUUCAAACCAGCAGCAUAAAACAGAUGAAAAUGGCAGAGCAAAUUUCGGAGUUCUUAGAAUUCAUGCUCCUUGGUAAGUGAUUGAAAACUCUUACAUUCAUCAGAAAAUGUUUGGAAUCGUUUCCAGGCCCAAUUCAGAGCGUUGGUUUUCUCCCCAUAUGAACCACCCCAGACCCUCCGAUUAUCAUCAGAGGCCCUGCUUCAUGGGGCCCUUCUCCACAAGAGAUCUGAAGGGUGGCAACAUGAGAAUGGGCCUUUUCUGUGGUGACCCCAUUUGUGGAAUGCUGUCCCAAGGGAGGCUUGCCUGGCACCUUCAUUACAUAUCAUUAGGCACCAGGCAAAAAUGUUCCUCUUCAACCACACCUUUGGCUGUUAGUCAAUCUAUGACCUUUUAAAUGUGUGAUGGAGGGGGUGUUAUUGUUUCUUUGCUAUUUUGUCAUGUGUUUCUUUGUUGAAACCUGCCUUGGGAUCUUCGCCUAAAGGGAGGUAAAGGUAAAGGGACCCCUGACAGUUAGGUCCAGUCACUUACAACUCUGGGGUUGCGGCGCUCAUCUUGCUUUAUAGGCCGAGGGAGCCGGCGUACAGCUUCCGGGUCAUGUGGCCAGCAUGACUAAGCCACUUCUGGCGAACCAAAGCAGCACACGGAAACACUGUUUACCUUCCUGCUGGAGCGGUACCUAUUUAUCUACUUGCACUUUGAUGUGCUUUCGAACUGCUAGGUUGGCAGGAGCAGGGACCAAGCAACGGGAGCUCACCCUGUCGCGGGGAUUCGAACCGCCGACCUUCCGAUCAGCGAGCCCUAGGCUCUGUGGUUUAGACCACAGUGCCACCCGCGUCCCUUUAAAGGGAGGUACAUAAAUUUAAUAAAUUAUUAUUAUUAUAAAAAUCAUAUACCCUUAAAAGCCUGAAAGAACAGGGUGGACUUGCCUGAUCCUUCUCACUAUUCUAAUAAGUAGCAGCAACAGCUCUGCAGCUCUGCUCCACCUUGCGAGCCAUUCCUAAAAAAAAAGUUAAAGGCGAUGCAGCACGGCUUGUGAGGAAAAACUGAAGAUUUGUGCACCUCAGAUAUGCUUCCCAGCAGUCGCCAGUCUAACCUUGAAGGCACCCAGAAAAGGGCGUCUAGUGAAAAUUUUAAUUAACAGGAAGGUUAAUAAAAAAAAAAUUAUUUCAAAUGCCUCAAGUCUCAAGCCAUAAUGCAUGUAUAGCUAUUGGUUCCAGUUAAAAGUGUGAUGAUUGCAUUCUGCACCAGUUGCAGUUUUCAGAUGUCUUCAAGUGCCUCUUCACUCUCCAUGAGGAAAUAGCCUUCUCCUACUAUCAUUGGAGGCACAGGUGCCCUUGGCAACUAAGAGUCCCUUUCACCAGCUUUGGCUGGUAAGGUUGGUGUGGCUGUUUCUGAAUUACUGCAGUGUGCUCUGUGUGGGGCUACCCUUGAGGCCUACUAUGUUAUUUAUUAAAUUUCUGUAUCUCCCUUCAUCUGAAAAUCACAGAGCAAUGUAUAAUAUAAAAACACAAAAAUACAUACCAUAAUACAAACAAAAAACAAUACCCCCCAAACACACAGUUUAAAAGGCCAUAGUUUAUUUAAUUAGCCAACGGCCUAGGAGAAAAUAAUGUUUUUGCCUGGCACAUAAAGAUACAUAACGAGGGUGCUAUUAUCUGAAUUGAGUUUCAGAUAUUUUCCCCUCUUAAAACCCAUUACUGACUCUAGGCACUUGUUCAAAAUGUACAUGGCUACACCUAGAUCCAAUGAAAAUGAAAAGUGUAAUCCACAUAUUUAUAGCAUUCAGUUCUAAAACUGUGAACAACCUCUCCCAUUGGCUUCAUACAGAUGUAAUGGAAAAUCUAUACUUUUUUUUUUAGGUUUGUUGAAACUUUUUGGACAAAGAGGUAUAUUGGAGUUUAACCACGAUUUUAUUUUGCAGGGGAGAGCAUACAUUGCAAUUUAAAGCUACAUACAACAAGAACACACUAAACUGUCCAGUAAUCAGAUUAAAUGUUCAGCCUGACCCCGAGAGACCUGUACGUUUGAAUGUCAAGUAUGACACGAAUGCUACCCUUGUAGCUGGAAACACCUUUCCUGGUGAGUUUUUGUUUGUGACAUUUUAAUCUAACCAUAUGUAAGGUCUUCACCAUUUUUAGUUUUGUAACCAUAGCUAUAUAUAGCUUGGUAAAGUAUAACAUUCAUGUAUAAAAUGGGUUUAGAACUCAGUUUGUGAAGACCUGUCUACAAAUUCAGCAUGGCCCUUGCCUAAGUUGCUGUGAUGUUGCAUUUUCAUAAUUAUUUAAUUGCUGAAGCAUUUAUGUGGGGCAGUAAGAUCAAUGGUUUAUAGCAGUCGUUAGUAACAUCUCUGGUAUGUAGCAGUUAAUCAUUUUCAGGAAAUGGAUCUAAGCGUCUUGCAGGUUUCCACUUGCAUGCCUGUCUUGGAAAGAGCUGGAAUUCAGUGGUAGAGUACAUGCAUUGCAUGCAGAAUGUUCAGCCCCUGGCUCCUCUAAGUUUUGCUGAGAAAGACAGCUGUCUGGAAUCUGAGCCUCUGUCAGUCAGUGUAAGACAGUACUGAGCUAGAUGGAACCAGUGGUCUGGCUCGGUAUAAGAUAGCUUCCUAAUAUUUCAGAACAUUUUAAUUUUGAAAUGUAAAACAGAACUUUAGCAAGAAAGAUUCAUAUGCUUUUUUCUCCCCACAGAUUUCAUUAUUAGUGUUAUUUCUGAAGCUGAUAACAUUAUUAAAAAUAUAAGCCCAGGAAUAAUUUAUAUGAAAAUGUGGGAAGGUAGUAGAACUGUACCACAAAAUGUAAGUAAAAUUCUCUACCUUUUAACUACUGAGCCAGGCUCAAGGUCUUGCUGUUGACAUUUAAAGCCCCAAGCAACUUUCAAAGACUUGAUAUGAUUACCCAAGCUUUCCUGGAUUCCUAAUUUUAAAAUCCACCUUUCAUACACUGCUCAUUUUAAUCUAUCUAUACAUAUUAUUAUGUUUUUACUUUAUUAUUUAAAAGUCAUUUGAAUAAUGUUGCAUUUUUACAUUGUUAUUGAUUUUAAAAAUCUGAUUAUAUAUUAUGUAAACGGCUUAGUUUUUUAAUAGAUAUAUAGUGCAUAUUUUAUAAAUAACUUAAUAUAUGAAAGAAUAGAACAAAUGGCUUACACAAGCGCCACAUUGGUGCUGUUUUAAAUAGUUAUACAUGGCAGCUAUUUAAACUCAGCAUAUGGGGAUUGGAUAUCUCCCCUAUGUCACUGAAGAUAUUUAAGAAUCAAAGCAUAUGGUAAUGCGGUGAACCAUUCCACUUGAAUUGAUCUUCCAUGUAUUAUUAACCACAUAAUGGUAGCAAUUCUAUGCUGCUCCAGCAUGGCAACCAUAUCAUGUCAGCCAGUCUUGUUGUUUGGAGGGCUUAAGGUGAACUUCUAUUCCUUUUGUUAGGCUGUGGGGUUUAAUCCAGAGUGGUGUUAAGUAGCAAGUCCUGUCGAUGCAAGGAUUUCAGCUUGCAUGACAGAACUUCCUCAGGGCAGGGUAGAUUUGGAGAGGGCACAGACCACAUGCAGGGCAAGUAAAGGCGACCCAUUGUACAAGCUGAAAUCCCUGUGCUGAUGGGAUGUAUCAAUUUGAAUACCACCUAUGUUCUACUGAAAGCCUGUUUUUGAUAGUAAAAGGACCAAAUGGCAGAAAUAAAUGAAUUUCGUAGUACAGUAGAAGGAGAGUGAAGGAUUGAGGAAACUCGCACAAUAACAUAUUUACUUAGUUAAUGAAGUGCCUUUCUUUAAAGCACAGUUCUAUUUAUUCUGCUUGUCUACUUCAUAUUUAACAAAGUUAUCUUUAAAAUUAUACAUAUAUGAUACCUUGUAAUUUCUUUUUAAGGUUACAAAGUAUGUCUGUACCAAAACAAAUGAGGACGACAGUAGCUUUUUUUACUUCAGGUAAAUAAAUUUGGUAGGGCUCUAAAUGGUUUUGUCAUAGCUUAGAAGAAGCAAAAUGUCAAAGGUUAAUACUUUAGUUACUUUAUCACUGAAGGCAGUGUAGUAGCUGUGUAGAAAUAAUCUUUUAAAAUGUGUUUACUGGGACAGGAUUUGUUCUAUAUACAGUGUAAAAAUUUCCUGCGUAUUUGGGGUUAUGUAAACAGUGACAUUUUAACUACAGUGGUACCUCGAGUUACAAUUGUCUCAGGUUACAAACGCUUCAGGUUACAAACUCCACUAAACCUGGAAGAGUUACCUUGAGUUAAGAACUUUGCCCCAGGAUGAGAACGGAAAUCGUGUGCCGGCAGCGCAGUGGCAGCAAGAGGCCCCAUUAGCGAAAGCACACCUCUAGUUAAGAACAGUUUCAGGUUAAGAAUGGACCUCCAGAAUGAAUUAAGUUUGUAACUAGAGGUACCACUGUACUAAGUAUCCAUUGGUGGCUGGCAGUUGUCACUUAACUAGUUGCAUAAGACUGGUCUGGGAAAAGCUGGGGAUUUUUAAACUGAGUUAGAUUGCAAAAUUUCACUUCUGAUUGGCUUGCUGGAUAGAAAUUCUUUGUUACUCAUUGGGUAGGGCAAGUGUUCUGAUGGGGGUGUAGAAUUUUGAGCCACUCAAAUCUAAUUGGUUGAAGGGUGGGCUGGCUAGAACAUAAGUAGGCUAAUUUUGACUGUCCAGGGAAAAAGCAUAACUGUCUGAGGCUGCUGGCCAGAAGAGGAAAGGAAGAAGGAAGUCUGGAGUUGAAGCAGGUGGAAGCCAGGCAAGAGGUUUGGAAAUACAGUCUUCCCCCAAAAGAGCUAAAUUACUAAAUUAAGUCAAAGAUUGAAAGAAAGGCCAUCAAAGGCCAGUAAGCAGGAGUGGAGCAAGGAGCUACUGGAGCCAACCAGAGAGAGAACUGCCUGAAAGCCUGGCUUAGAGAAAACCAGCAGAAGUCCUCUAUACCUGAUGGUGAAACUGACUGAUAUGGGGAGAAAUGACUAAAUAUAAUUGGUAUAUGAGUUUGAUAGGUAAAGGAACUAAGUUUUUACAAGCCAGUCUUAUGUAAGCUUCUGUAUUAGCAAGUAACUGCCAUUUAUAGUAAGAGAAACCCUAUAAAAGCAAAUAUAAGCCUUAAAGAAACGGUAACCAAUUUAAGUAUAGUAUUCGCCUUCAAUCAGUCUCUUUAUUCUGUGAACCGCCCUGUACCUGAGGGUCUCAAGGCAGUUCACAGAAUAUAAAUUCAAUAUUAAUAAUUUAUUGUUAUAGUCAGAAUUUACCUUGUUUUUCUUUAUAGUUAAUAAUAAAGGACAACAAAGUGAAUCUACUGGUUUGUACCUUGUCUAAAGUAACACAGCUACUGUGUUAUAAAUUAAGGUUUUUGUAAAUGUCAUAGUAAAGAUAUAGGGGGGCAACAGCUACAAGAUUUGAAAUAUAAGCACAAAGGUGGGAAUAAAUUAGGAACCCCUUCACACCACCAGCGAAUAAGCAGUUGUAAAUAGAAGCUGGUUUUCCACAUGUAAAGUGGGGCGGCUCUCCACAGUAGCAGAUACCUUACUAAGCUAAUGAUUAUUUGAAUUUUUUUACUGCACUGUUUAGUUUUCAAAAUAGAAAGAACAAAAUAAGGGCUAACAAAAUAUUGCAAAGAGGUUGAAGCCGAAUGCAACCAGAAUGAGGUUGUGUUGAUAAAAAAUGUCAAAUCCAGAAUAUAGGGAUUCUUUCAACUUAGCUCUCUGCUGAAUGCCUGUGUUAAGCAUAUCACUAAUCCAGAAUGUUUGCUUACAAGGUAGAGUUUGAUUUAAAGGAGACCAAUUAAGUUGUUGGAGAAAAAGCUGAGGGGGUUGUAGGCGUUUAACUAAGAUAAUAAUUUUUGUUGCAGCAUAUGACAAGGCAACUAUAUUUAUAGUCUGUAUUUAUAGUCUUCAAAUACAGUGGUACCUCUGGUUGUGAACAGGAUCCAUUCCAGAGGCCCGUUCGCAACAUGAAAAGAACGCAGCCCACAGCGGCACGUCUGCGCAUGCACGGGUUGCGAUUUGCUGCUUCUGCGCAUGCGUGUGACGUCAUUUUGCACCUCUGCACAGACGUGCGCAUUUUGCACGUCUGCGGCGAAACCCGGAAGUAUCCCUUUCCAGUACUUCCGGGUGGCCGUGGGACGUAACCUGAAAGAACGUAACAUGAAGUGGACGUAACAUGAGGUAUGACUGUAUAGGAAUUAAUUAUUUGCAUAUUAGUAAUUAGAAUAAGAUAUAUGAGGGGGAAAUAUAUUACUUAGAAGAAACUUUGGGUUAGAUUCAGAGGUGUCUUUCCUUCAACAAGAUCUACUUGCAUUGAAAGAAUGAAACAUUUGGUUCAGCUCAUAAAAUGUAUCCUCAUUUAAUAGAGAGGUGGAUAUGUGUUAGAAAAUAUAGAUAUUGAAAGUUUUACUUUGUUACUAAAAUCCCGAUAUUUGCAAUUUAGGCAAAAAAUGGUUCCAGAGAAAGUGGGCACCUACAGCAUCCAGUUUGCAUUUGCCAUUGACAAAAUAAACAUUCUUAACAGCGAACAGGUUUGUUUUUGAAAUAACAGUUAUAAAAUAAAAUGCUGUAAUUUGCUGUAGACAUUUUUCUUAUUUUGUCUCAUAAGAUUUGAAUGAGUUACAAGCUAAAAACAGUUGGUGAAACAAACAUUUUUAGCAGGUGACAAAAUAUCAGAAGUCUGGGUACUUGUCUGUUUUCAAAGGAGCAGAGUCUUCCAAAGAGCUAGUGCUAUUCCUAAGUCUAUUCAUAAGGAAUUCAUCUAUCUACUUAAAAUGAUAGUCCCUGAAUAACCACUCAUAUGUAGACAAAUUCGACAGAACUUAAAGGGACUUUUUUUUUCUGCCCACCCCCCAAUUUCCUGCUCAAAUAUAUACACACGGAGAUCCCUCUUUCUCCAUUUGGAGGUACCCAGAAAGAAACAGUCUAAACACUGCUGCCACCCAGAAAUCAUGCUGUCAUGCAAGAGACCCCAAGGGUCAUCUAGUUCAACGCCCUGCAGUUCAGGAAUCCUGUCCACAGCCAUCCCUGGGUGGACCCGAACCACCAACCUUCUGGUUAACAGCCAGACACACUGACCCGUAGCACCACCUGAGACGGAUGCCGACAAUAGAAGAAUCGCUCCACUUUUCCAUUUUUAAAACUUGCUCUCUGGCACUACUGUUUUCUCUGUUGCUGGAUUUACUAGAUUGAUGCUGCUUUUAAUUUGCUUUUGCUUUCCAUGUUGUACUUUAUAUUUUGGGGGGUUUAAAAAAAAGCACCACCUAGAGAACUAUCUAUAAUGGGCAUUCUAUAGUGGAAUUCUCCCAUACAUAAGCUCAGUGUCUGUGCUUGACUAGAUCAAACUCAAUUUUUUCAAUGAAUAAGGCAAGUCCUGAUUCAAAAGUACCUGGCCUUCCUCUGGCCUUCCUCUGUAUGUUUUUGCUCUACCACUGUCAUAUGGAACAGUGGUGGAGAAGAGAGUAGUACAGCAUUUUAGGAAAUACUUGCGAAAACAGCAGCUACUUCUUUUCCACUAUUCUUUGUUGUGCAGUUCAUGUAAAGGUCCACAGGGAUCGGCUAAUUAGUAGCAUUAAUACUUUCUCGAAUGCAUUAUAUAAAGCUGCAGUGAAUAAGCACAAAUCCAGAAAUAGAUGUAGUUUGGCCCAACUCAUACAAGUUUUGAAGUGUGAUUUCCAUUUUUGUGUAGUCGGGGCCUUCAGUGAUAGCAGUGUGGGAACUAUCCAGUGGCUGUCAGUUGCAGUUGUUAAAACUACAGCAUUGGGCCCAGCUGUAUGGAAGCAAAACACACAAGAAGAAUACAUAUGAAUUGGACACUUAGUAUUCUACAAUUAAGGUUGUUUCUAUUCUUGAUUUGCCUUAAAAGGCAUUCUUCAGUACUUGUUGACCGCCUUUAAGACUGUGAACUGAGUAUUGUGAUUAUCUUUUCCUCAGAUUGUUUUUGAAGUGGAGCCUAAUGAACCAACACAGCUGAUGCCAAGAAUUUUGCCAAAUACUCCUACCGUUUCUAAUGCUCAGAGUGUUGGCAGUCGGACCCUUGUCAAAGACUUGACUCUCGUUAUUAUGGUAAUUAAGUAGGAUUGUAUGUAAUAAAAUGACUUAAAAUGGAAUGGAUUUCACUUUUUAAGAAAGGUAUAUUGAAGCUGGAUAAAAUAGACAUUGGUUCUCUUAUUUCCUGCUUUACAAUCAAUAUUUUGAAAAAAGUGGAUUUUAAAUUCCAUCUGAUUGUUUGGCCAUAUAGCUAUAGAGAGAGGCUUAAAGGGCCUCAGCUGGUCCCUGGGCCUGAGGGCCACCCCACAUGUAAACAGUUAACUUGUAUUUUAUUUAUCAUUUCCAUUAAGGUUGGCAGCCCAUUACUUGUAUUUUGUUUUAGGAAAAACCUUAAAUUUUAUCCUGGGUUAUUCCAGCAAUUGCUCUUUAUAAGAUUCUGUCUAAUUAAAUUGUAAGGUGGAAGUUUAGUCUUCUGGGCUUUAGUCUUCAUGAUUAGGCAAUAUAAAAAAGCAUUUAUAAAAAAGCAUUUCACAAUAUAAAAAAGCAUUUCAAAGUCCCACUUCACUCUCCCCAGGUGUUUUUUUUUCUUUUGAAAAGAUCUUGGGUGGUUUUCAACUAAGUUUUACCCGGAGUAGAGCCAUUAAAAUUAAUGAACAUGACUUAGUUAGGUUUAUUCAUUUACCUUGUGGGAUACUAGGGCCAAUGGUUUGGGCUGUUCCUCAGCACGUGAUCUCAGGCAGGAGUGAUUUGAUUGAUUUCAGUGGGUCUACUUUGAGUAAAACUAAGUUGAAAUGCCCAACUGCAUUUUGAGCUCAGGACAGUGCAGUUUGCAGGAAAUGGGGCUGUAAACUUCCAAAGCUUUCUGGAAACAAAAAGGGCACACAAACAAAAUAUGUGCACAUACUCCAACCUCAAAAUACAUGUUAUGGGCAGGGUACACAACUCUAAUAUCUUCUUAAUUUUAAGGAUGAAUAUAAAAACUGCACUGGCAAUGACUUGGAUGGGAAAAUCAUAGCUAAAAUUCGAAGUUCAACUGAUAAAGUUAAGGACAUCCCCCUGUUUCAGGGUAAAACAGAUACAGUUGAGUUUCCAUUUCACAGAGGAAUUGUUGAAAUUGAGGUGAGUCUUCUAAACAUAAUUGUAAUGUAAGUUUAGAGGUAAUAUUCCUAAAACCGAAAGCAGCCAUGUAUUCUCUUGCACGUGUCACUUUUCCUUACAUUUUUCAUUUAGUUUUUCCUGUGUUUUAAGAAACUUUAGAUACUAAUGGGCAUGAUCCAUAGAAAAUAAGUAAAUUUAUAGCACAGUCCUAUAUAUAUAUGUACCAAAAUUCUUGCAGAGUUCAACAGUGCCUACUCCCAGGAAAAGGUUAUAGGAUGGCAGGUUUAAGUCCUGUUUAUUACAUUCGAAGAAUUAAACCUAUAAAGCUUAUUGAAACCAAUGGUUUCUUUCAAUCAUGUUCAGUAUUUACAAACUGGCACCCAUUAUAUUUUAGUGCUUAUUGAUGAGAAGUGAUUCUUUUUUUCCUUAUGGCAAGCUCUGAUCCCUUGGGAUCUACUGUCUGCUUCCAUGGUAAUAGCGUAACUUUAACUCCACAUUGGGAGUUGAAUGUUUUGUUUUACUACGUAUUAUUCAUUUCGGUUCUCUCCAUGCUGCCUUUUGUACUAUUUUUAAGUAUAGAAUAAUGAAUAAAAGCUUACCAAGAGAGCAUACAAGGUAUAGAUAUAUUUCUAAAUUGAAGCUGCAUUUUAUAUCUUAUGUUACAAGGUAAGCUAGAUCAAUGGUACAUAUAACCUUUUAACCUUGAAAAAAUACUUUUUGCUAAAAAUGUUCUGUUAGUAUAUGUCAGAAUUAAUAUGGAAUGAAAGUAUAGCUAAUUUUUGCACAAAUAUUUUUAUAUACAGCAAUCUGAAAUCAAUGAUAAAAAUAUAUGUCUGUUUUUCUUCAGGAUCUUGUGCUGGCAGAAAAUAGUCCAGGGAGAGAUAGUACUGAAUAUAUUCUUGUAUUUGAGCCAGAUAUACCCAUUUUGAAUCGACGUUUGGAACCUUAUUGUCUCCCUUUUAUGUUUUAUGAUGGUGAGUUUCAAAUGUUUCUAAUUUUUACUUUCUAAAAUGUAAUGUGUAUUUUCUAUAAAUCUUUAAAUCUUUUUUUCUUGCAUUCUUUCAGUUAUCAGUGCAACAUUUCAUUUUGUACUUGGUCUUUUCCCAAAGUACCCACAAAGUAGAAUGGAUUAAAUGGCAAUUUUUUUUUGUUUAGGUUAUAAGAAACAACAGCAGAUGGCCACUCUUUCAAAAGAGAGAGACGAGCUUUCUAAGUCAAUAACUGUAUACAGAGAUACGUUUGACACCACUAAUCAGCUUCUAACUGAAAUGAAGCGUAAGUAACAUACAAAUACUGUUUUCAUUUGAAUGUAUUUUUCAUUGUUACAGACCAAGAGUUGCUAGCCUUUAGCACUUCAGUUGUUGCUGAAUUACAACUCCAGUCAGUCCCUGCUAGCUUUACCAAUGGUGAGGGAUGAUAAGAAUUAUAGUUUAGCAGCAUCUGCAGGGCCACAGAUUAGUAAAGUUGUCAUGUAUUUUUAUAUGUGCUACUCCUUUUCAAUAGUGCUUAAGUAUAGUUUUGGAUUGUGCAAAUUAGAAUAGGUCCAGAUAUCAAGCCUUUUUGAAUACAUCUCUUGUUUUCUCAUCCGUCAUCUAAUGUCGCAAUGACAUCAGGUGGUUGACAUUGUCACAGGUGAGGGGAGAUUGUCAGGUGUGUUGUGAUGCACGGCACAACAGGGCUGAGCUAGCUUUGCAAGCUCUGUACUUGGUGUUUAGGAAACAAUGAGCACAGGAUUUGGACUGAGCUAUGAUGUACUGGUUCACAAUAUACAGCCACUCCCUGUGAGUAAGUUCUUCAUCCAGCUAUUUGGUGUGAAUUGAGCUGUACACAUAGAUCUCAUUUGCACAUUACCUUUAAUCACAGUUGAAAUAAACUAUGCUUUAAUGUGAAUGAGCAGAAUGCUGGUGCACAACCCUACUGAGAUCACAGAUGCUUUGCACCUGCCCUGCUCCUGUUGCAGCCAUGCUACCAGAAACAAGCCACAUCUGGUCUGCUUGUUGUCAAAAUCUAGACUCAUGGGCUCUUUGUCUUCUUGACUUCCUCUUGUGAUUUGUUUGGAGAGAAAGGAACUAUGAGUCCUGGUUCAGAUGACAACAUGAACCAGACCAUGGCCUAUUUCCUGGUAACACAGUAGGAAUAAGGCAGGAGCAAACAGUCCCCAAUUUCAGCAUCCUGCACCAACCAGCAUGCUACUUCUUCACAUUAAACCAAGAGUGACUUUAGGUAUGUGGUACGUGGACCAGACCAUAGUGUGCUGAGAGCUGAUUUUGUGACUGCAGCCAAUGAUAAGAGAACACAGCUGCAAUCAUGGAGAUCAUUCUGAUUGCUCGCUGUAUGUACUGCUGAUCUUUCUUUCUGUGGCCACGUAUUCUUGUGUAGACAUUCAGAAGAGUGAUUUGACCCCAGAAUCAUUUGAUAAUUCUUAGCUGAGUGCGUAAGCUAUCACCACUGAAAGUAUUAAGCUUGAGAUGGUAUCAGACAUUUGUCUGUGCUUGCUCUGAUUCUAUUAUUAUUAUUAUUAUUAUUAUUAUUAUUAUUAUUUUGCACGUGUGAAUCAACAGUUGAUGUUAAUUCGGUGGACGAUGAGACGAAUGGCGUGGGUGGUUCCUCACCACAUGACAGCAUUAAGCAUGCUGUGUGAACUUAACCUCAGACCAGCCUUAACUAAUUUUUACUACUUCAACACAUUGUUUCAGGUCAAGUUCAGGAGGCUGAAACAAGAGAGGCCCAACUGAAGGAUAAACUGAAAAGACUUCGGAUUGAUAUACCUCAGACUAACGUUGUAUGGCCUUUUUCAUUUUCUUUCAUUUUUAUCCAUCAAGAUAUCUAACAAAAUCCUAGUGAGGACAAGUAGAGUAUGACUUCAGGAAAGGCUUACACAAAAGUAUCUAUAGCAUACAGUUCUUAGCCUCAUGCCUAGAUAGAUGACCCGACAAAUUUCUCGCAAGGUUUAGAUAGAAGCAAGACUUACAGUUUCGUUAAUACUUUUGUUUCCACUUAAGGUUUCUUUUUCUCAAGAUUGUCACAGCCAUUGUUAAAACUUUUCCCAGCCCCCAUUUUGAGUCUUCUCCUGUCCUUAUCAAGCAUAUAAAGGGGCAACAUGGUCUCUCACUCACUGACGCCCAUUUUAUUACAAUCUGCCAAUCGUAUGGAACUAUCUUUAAAUUGUAUCUUCAUGGUGACUACUUGGUAUGGCUCUCUGUUUUAUCUAGUGACUCACCUUUGGGAUUCGGGUAUCAGUUCAUGUCACCACCAGUGCUAUUUUCUAGAAAAAGAAGUUCCAGAACUCACCAUGAAUGCCUCCCUUGUUCUAUUAUAAUGGCAAUGGCCCCACCUGAGAGGUGCUGGAACUGAGUUCCAACAAAUUCCAGCUGGGGAAAAAACCCUAGUCACUACUAAUUGUAAGACUGUUUUGUGAGAACAUGGAGACACAGUGCAUUUCAGGAACUGAGCCAUGCUGAAUCUCACCACAUGAAGAAACUACAACCCAGGUGCAAUUUCAGGUGACCUCACAUAAAGUGAUCCUGAAUUUGUGAGAGAGCACACACUCAUUGUUCAGGAAAAGUAGAAUGUAAGUUGCCUGUCUUAAGAGCCCAUUAGUUAGCAGUCUGCCAGCUGAUAGCCAAGUAACUUUCAGAUUCUGCUAUUUGGUUCAAAUGAGCAGUGUUUUGAAGCAAAGCUUCUAAUCUGCAUCUACAGUGUAAUCUUGUGCUCAGAAGUCAGUUCCAUUGACUUCAGGUAGGUAGCCGUGUUGGUCUGCCAUAGUCGAAACAAAAUUUAAAAAAUCCUUCCAGUAGCACCUUAGAGACCAACUAAGUUUGUUAUUGGUAUGAACUUUCGUGUGCAGGCACACUUCUUCAGAUACCAUUCACUACAGUUUGGCCUACUCACAUGUAAGUGUGCAUAAAGUUGCAAUGUCAAACUAUUGUCAGUUGGAUACAGCUUUUUACAUCAAGCACAGAAAAAUCCUAACUUUAUUUUGAGAUGUUUAAGAGUGAUAAAUUCACUUUCUUACUUAAAAUUCUAAUCAGAAAACGAAUAGGUUAUAUCCAAUUGGUGCACCUUCGCUGAUCCAGGUGAAUCUUCUGUCAUUGGCACAUUGAUCAAGGGGACUUUAGGGAGGAGAGGAAAUUGCUGAAGAUCACAUUUAUGUCUGUUCUUUGACAGAAGGCUUUGCUUAAAUCAAAGAGCUAUCUGUGAGUGGAGGGAUACCAGCUAGAUACAAUGCAAAGUACUGUAUUUACUCGAAUGUAAUGUGCCAUCAGUUCUAAUGUGGACCUCAAUUUUCAAAACCUUGAAACCAAAAAAGUAUUUGCUGGUGAAUGUAAAUGCGCCAUCAAAUCCAAUGUGCACCCUAAUUGUGAUUCGAGGACCCGCCACCUGCGUGAGGAUAAGAAAGACACAUAGAGACAGUAUAUUAGGUUAAUGGGCUAAAAAAGGCCACAACUUUAUUGAUUACAGCAUGUGACCAAGUGGCUGGUGCCAAUUUUUCAAUUGGAUAAAAACUCCUACCAGGCCCCUUGGGCAACCAAGGUGACCAACCACAGGUCCAUAGCAAGGCCAAGCACGAAGCAAUGAACUAGAGGGAAGGGUGGGUAACCCGUUGAAACCCGGCAACGCAAUGAGGGAAGGAGCUGCCACAGCCGCAUUUGAGUGGCUAAACCCCACCCCCCAAGCCUCCCCUCAAUUGGUAGGCUGACCGGGGGUCGUGGCGCGGCAGCAGUGAUGGCAAGCAGGGGCCGGAACGCUCCCUGCAAAGCGCGGGAACGGCUCCUGAUCACAAUACCUCCCCUCCGGGAGGAGGAGAGGCUUUGUGAUUCGAGGACCCACCAUCCGCGUGAGGAUAAGAAAGACACAUGGAGACAGUAUAUUAGGUUAAUGGGCUAAAAAAGGCCACAACUUUAUUGAUUACAGCAUGUGAGAGGUAUUGGCUUAGGCAUUGGAUAAACAGCAGAGCUUGACUCCAUCCCCUUAGGGAGGGGUGAGUCUAACAAGGGUUAACCACCAGUAGGGGGGAGCCUGUUGAUGCAAAUACAACUGUAAGCUCACCCCUGAUGUCACCGGGGGUCGUGCCAUCGCCCUAGCCGUCAGUAGGGCAUUGGACAGGAUCCACGACCACCAGAUUCCUUUAACGGAAUACCCAUAAAGUGAAGGGGUAGGCAAUGGCCACACCUUGCCCUUCCAUACACCAACAACAUAUUCCAAUGCCUAACCGCCACCCGAGCCAAAGAGGCUCACUGCCAAUACCCUCACAGCUGCAAGCAAUCCCUAAGGCUUCUGAUGAUGUCCGCCAGCCAUAUGACAUACAGACUAGAGCCGCUAGCUCAGCAUUACGUCAAAAUCAGUACUUGUGAUUUAUUUUACUUGAUGGUGCAUACCUUCAGUAGAGAAUUUAUGUUAAUUUUCAGCUGGACUUUGCUGAUUCUCUACUAAAAGAGAAAAUCUCUGAGCGGGAAGGAAUAAUGAAACAACCUAGAAGAACAUGCACAUGUUCCAAUUAUCCCAAAGACAAAGAUGUUUUGGGCAAGGUGAGUUUUGUCUUAAUUCUUUAUAAGAUAAUCUAUUUUUUAAAAAACAAAAACAAAAAAACUAGGAUACCACACACUGUUCUCUCUUUUCAUUACAUAUGAAAUGGUGGUGUGAAGAUAAGAUAGUGGAUAAGAAAAAUUAAAAAUAAGAAAAAUAUUAGUUCUUAGGACGUUCUGUAGUACUUUCCCCACAUUUUCCCCUAUCGUUAUCUUUAUUAUGUAUACUAGCGGUAUGCAAUAUAACAUAAUAGUGUGAGCUACAUGUUUUUCUCUUUUUUACAAUGGACCCAGCAAUGAAUAAAUUUUAUCUUUAUCUAUAUCUAUAUCUAUAUCUAUAUCUAUAUCUAUAUCUAUAUCUAUAGUUUCUCUAUUUCAGAUAGGACUAGGUCUUUUACAUAGCCAAGUAAUCCAAUGGUUGAAUCUACUGGUAGUUUGUAUCCCAUUAUUUCUUCAGUUUUGUUUAGUAUACUUGUCAAAAAAGGUCAUUUUAGGGCAAGACCAAAAAAUACGACCCAUGUCAUAUUUUUGUAAUUUAUUUUUUUUACAAUAUUACCAGCACUAGAGAACUGUAAUUGGGGCCUGUCUGUUAUAGCAUAUGAGACUGGAAAAGGUGAAUAAAACUUCCAUAAGGGCACUUGUUAAUAUUACCCCAGGAAGCCAUUAACACUGCAAAGGAACCAUCUCGUUUCUUCCUUAACUUCUCCUGUCAUGUCACACUGAAGGAUAGUCCAUGCAUAACUGUGUCUUUGUGCACAGCUACUUCCAUGUCCAGCUUCUUGUCUCACCUUUCCUGGCUACAACAAAAAUUCUUCAAAUGGCGGUAUCUGUGAUUUCCUGUAGGCUUGAAGCCUAGCAAAAAUAGCAAUGUCUUGACUUUCUAACUAGACUGAGGGCACAGGGAAUCUAUAUUUUUCCUCCCAUCAGGGGAAAAAACUCAUCCUUUCAAAUUCAUUAUUUUAUUUUAUUUUGUCAGAUUUCACACUUAGCACAAAUUGAAGAUAAUGAAGCAGCAAAGGUUAUUUCUUGGCAUUUGGCAAGUGACAUGGACUGUGUAGUCACUUUGACUACUGCUGCAGCUCGUCGUAUCUUUGAUGAAACCAAAGGUCAGCAGCAGGUGUUGCCUCUUGAUUCUAUUUAUAGGAGGAGUCUUCCAGACUGGAACAGGUAAGGUUUCUGUAUUCUUUCCCAGUCUAAAUAAUGCUUGGUAUUCAAAUUUUCAGAGUUCUUAAUAUUUUCAGAUUUUUUAAGCAAUAGAUGUAUGGUUGGGAAAUCAAAUUCUGUGCCUGCUUUAUAGAUUGACGGCCCAUUCAUUUUGUGUCUGUUGCAUCCAUAAAACCCUGAUGAUGACUUGUUUGUUUUGUCCAUUUGUUUGUCCUGUUCAAUCUUUUUCUUCCCCUUCUUAUGGUUCUGGUUCAUACGAUUUCCAUUGUACAGUCGAACCUUGGUUUUUGAACAGCUUAGUUUUCAAAUGUUUUGGCUCCUGAUCGCCGCAAACCCAGAAGUGAGUGUUCCGGUUUGCAAACUAUUUUUGGAAGCUGAACGUCCGACAGGGCUUCCUGCAGCCAAUCAGAAACCGUGCUUUGGUUUCUGAACAUUUUGGAAGUCGAACAGACUUCUGGAACGGAUUCCGUUUGACUUCCAAGGUACGACAAGGUAAUCCUAAUCGCUUAUGGAAAUACCAAGAUCCACCAGCAUAAUGUCUAAACACGAAGUCUGAAAUCCUAACCCCACAUACCUGGAAGUAAGUCCCAUUGAAUUCAGUGGGAUUUGCUUCUGAGGAGAUGUGGUUAGGAUUGUGCUAUAAAUAUUGCUUAACUUUUAUUUGGUGAAGGGUUGUGUUCAGUGGUUGCCUGAGCAGAAGGCAACUCAUGCAACAAAUCUUUCUCCUCUUCCUAUGCAGCUCAUUGCUGAAGCAAGAUCCCUUUGCUCAAUUCUGGGCACUUCCCCUGUAUGACACAGCCCCCGCUGUUCAGCCCAUCUGCACCAAAGGUUUGAGGGUUGCUGGAGGAGGAAGGGAUGAGAAAGAUUGGUUGCAUGGACUGCCUUUCACUCAUGCUGCCAACAUCAAUGCCAAAAGAAAAUAACUUCUUUGACUUAUUUCUAACUAGGCCUUUACCUCACUUACAAAAUGGAAGAAAUACUUUCAAGGCUAUAGGAAAUCCUGUGUUUGCCAGGAACUUGCUAACAUUUCCGGAGCACACAGAGAAUUGCCAGACAGGUAAACAUCAUGGGAACAGCAAAACUUGGAAUUAUAGUGUGCUCUGAUGAGUUUAGCGGCAGCAAUUUUGAGAGGUAUGAAGUCUUGUCUCUCUCAUAUAUAUAUAUAUAUAUAUAUAUAUAUAUAUAUAUAUAUAUAUACACACAUAUACAUAUAUACACACACACACACACACACACACACACACACAUAUAUAUAAUAUUAUAUAUAUAUAUACACACACUGUCAUCUUUCCUCUCUGAAAAAGUGUUCAUUCAAACUCAUGAGAUCUAGACUAGAAUGAGUAUUAAUGAGUUAAUGAAGGUAUCAUUAACAGAAUGAUCAACCACAAACUGAAUGAUCCCUAAUGAUGAUUUUAUUUUAAGCAGGGUUUAAAGACACGUUCUAGCCUUUGCACCUUGCUUUUUAUUAUACAAUUGAUUAUUUAUUUCUUGUGGUAGCUGCUUAAUGUGCAAUUUGUACCUGUCUACUCAGAACUAAGUCUCACUGAGUUCAAGGGGGCUUACUCCCAGGUAAGUGUGGAUAAAAUUGUAGCCUAAGGCCAAUAUCCAAUGAAGUGCUGUUGCUUGCCCAAGGAUUUCAACUUGCGCAACAGAACUUCUGUCUCUUGGUGUCUUAUUUACCCUUCCCAAACCUGUCCCAGAAGAUUGGAAAAAACCCCAGAAUAGAUUUAGGGGCCGCAAUCCAAAUACCUUGUGUUAGUGGAAGCACUUGGUUGAGUACUCCUCUAAAACCCUAUUAACAUAAGGUUUUAAAAAAUUUCUAAUCAUGCCCCAGUAUUUUUAGUUGGGGGGGGGGGAGUUCACUACUUGGGAAGAAUUUGUGGAAGUCCAUUACUUUAAUCUUGAGAAAUACUGAAAUUGAAAAAAGAUUCUUUUUUUUCUUUUUUUUACAUAUGAAGGAACAGUGAAAAAUAACCUAGUGUGAGAUGCUUUUAAGGCAUUCAUAACAAAGUCGUUUAUUAAUCUUUCAGUUUUAAAGAAGAAAUUCAAAGAAAGGAGGGAUAUCCAUGAUGGCUGUAGUUUUGUCAAGCAGACAUAAAUCUGAACACUUUUCAGAUCAUUAGAAUGAUUUUUAGUGGUGUUAUUGCUCAAAGCUGGAAUCAAGUGAAUGUGGUGCUCUUGCAGGAGGGCAGAUUUUUUUAUUCAGUCUUGCUACUAAAUUCCAGCCAUAAAAUCCCAGCUGGAAUUAUGUUUAAAUGUUACCUCUGAUAGUCAUGUGACUAGGAAGUAGGAAUCUGUCAACUAACAUUUGGAGAGCAAGACAAUUAAAAAUUCACCCCCUCUUGCAAGGGUAAUUUUCCCAAAUAUCUGGCCACAUUAUUUAAAUGACACUAAAGUAUUAGACAAAAUUAAAUGGUCCUUUCUGUAUCAAACUGGAGAUUUUCAAUAUCAAUUCCAUUUUUGAGACAUGCAUCAAAGCUUUUUCAUCCACGUCAAUUGAUACUAUCAUUGUUAUAUUCAGUUUUGAAACCAUGUACAUGGUAUAUUAUGCUUGUUACUUUUGACUUGUAUUAUGUUAGUUGUUGGGAGUCAGAAGUGGGGAGAGUGCUAUUGCGCUCAUACUCUUUGCAGGCUUUACAUUGGCAUCUGGUUGGCCACUGUGAGAACAGGGUGCCGGACUAGAUGGGCCUUUGGUCUGAUCCAGAAGGGCACUUAUAGUAGCAGUAUUUCCCCAUCUAGUAUAGCAUUUCAGGGUUCCACUGAACUAUGUCAAAAUAUCAGCGCUGUGCUCUGUAUUUAUAUUCAGCCUUAUAAUGGGUAGAUGAUAAAGGAAACAGUGGUUUGUAUAGAGGUUGGAAUUCUAAACAUUAAAGUCUCAUUAUUUCAUUUACCUUUCUAGUGUUUGGGAUGCUUUUAGGAGAUGCCAUUAUUAUUGACAAUUUGGAUGCUGCCAAUCAUUACAGAAAAGAGGUGCGUAUUGCCACUUCAAAUGUUUCCGUUUUGUACAUACAUGAGAGAGGCAGAGGCAGAAUAGAAUUCAUCCAUGUUUCUAUGCAACAUAUAGAAGUCUCAAACACCUCAGGCCUUGCACCGUUUUCUGAAGUUCCUUAUGUUGUUUUAGGGUUCACUUCAGUGUGUCAGUGUUGUUAAAAUUAUGUGUUGAAUGUCACAGACUUUGCCACAUAUUUAUUAAUGAAUAUUAAACCUAUCUGUACAGCUUGUUAAAAACACAUAUUGCCCAGCAUUAUUGACAAGAGACGGAGAGAGAAUUCGUAGCAAUGGAAAGUUUGGAGGUCUUCAGAAUAAAGCCCCUCCCAUGGAUAAGCUUCGAGGAAUGGUUUUUGGAGCACCUUUGCCACAACGAUGCAAAGUUCUCUCUGAACAGAUAGGUGUGUUCAAAGCAUAAUAUAUUAAAUAAUUAUUUGUACAGCUUUUCUUAAAAUUUUACUGUUUUUAGAAAUUCAGUCUGACUCUUAACUAAAUAUACUUGGCAUUUCAUAUUGCUGCUGAAACAAUUGCAAUUACUAAAUGAGAAUCUAGUGACAUUAGAUUCUUUUAGCUUUCUUAAAUGUGUUUGAGUUUGCACCACAGCCCUUUGGUACAGGCAAAUCAUCACAGAUUAAUGAAAAACGUAUUCACAUAAUUGGUAAAUAAAACUUUGUAAGCAAUUAUUCUGAAAUGAAUCAUGAAAUAUUGUCUUCCAUUUUCGAUCGCUAUUGUAUUUUAAUAUUCUGUUGGAAGCCGCCCAGAGUGGCUGGGAAAACCCAGCCAGAUGGGCAGGGUAUAAAUAAUAAAUUAUUAUUAUUUGCAUCAAUAACCAUAGUUAGAGAUAAUGUGACGCUUACAGCUCAGUUUUCAAAUCUAGGACUUGGUGGCAUUGUGUUGAUGGCCUAGUGCAAGACUCCAGGUUAGGAUAUCGUGCAGAUUCUGUACCAGUGCAACAAGAUGUGAUACCCGUUGCCAAGUGCAAUGAUGUGGGAUUGAAAAAUUUCCACUACUAUAAUUCUGUGCAAAAUUCCCCUUUUUAAACUCCAUAGUAAGUGUUCCUAAGACUGUAUCUUAGAUUCACUUUGUUAAUCCCCCCACCUCAGUCAAUUAUUUUCCUACUUUUGGCUACUGGAAACACAUUAAUGUAUUUUAUACAGCACAUAAAAUGAUAUACUUUUCAGUUUUGUUCAGUUUAUUUAAGACAGAUAAACUUGUUAAAUCUGAAAUCCAUCAGUGUUUGAGACUGUGGGGGGCGGGAAUAAUGAAAACCCGUAUCACUGCUUCUAUGACAUUAUAGUUCUCUGGUAGCAUAUUGUCCUAAGUGCCUUUGUAGCUGGGUGGGCCUCUUGAUUGUAAUAAACUUUUAAACAAUAUAGAGUUUGUGUGAUGGAACAGAGCAAUUUAAUCUCCAAAACUGUGUUUUUAAUGCCAUAUCAUAAAUUACCGUGUUCUUAUACAGAUACCAUUUGUGUGUAGUUUAAAUGCAGAAUAAAUAAAAUGUGAAUGUUGAUGGGUACAUUUGUUACAAGUGUUCCUAAAUCAGUGGUGGGAAACCUGACCAGCAGGUCUAAUUUGGCUUGCCAGGCCUUGGAGACUGUCCCACCUAGUGGUUUGGGGCAAAUCACACACACCUUUCCUGCAUCUGAUUUCAUAUAGUAACAUCAGAUGCAGGAAACUUCAAGUUGUGGCUAAAAUUAAGAUGAAUCAGGAGUGCAUUGUUGAUUCUUCCUUUGCGAUUGAAUUCAAGCCAGGUGAUGAGAUCCUAAAGUCAUGCCUGCAAAGGAAAAAUAUCCCUUUGCCUUGCACAGCAACAGAAAAAGGUGCCAAAUUCAAAAAGUGCUGGCUUUUUAGUGCAGAAGAAUUGGCUGUGUGCUUAGAGUGCAUUUCCAAUUCUUCCUUUGAAUUGCUUGCUAGAGUUUAAGCCUGGAAUGCAAAGAAUCCUUUGCAGGGGCUUGCUGUAGGGAUCUACAGAGUGCACCCAUUUCUGACCAAAAAGAAGGACUUGCUAUUUUCUGCAAGCGUCUUCCUUUGCACCUGACUUCAUAAACUGUAUGACAUCUCACCCACCUGUUAAAAUGCCUGUGAGGGUGGUAGAGCUCAGAAUCUAGCCCACCAGCUAGAUCCUGCUCCCCCACCCAGUCUAAACACAUGCAGUUUUCUCUAGACUACAAUGAUAUAUAUUUAUGAAAUUCAUUAUGUUUGAAGAAUAUUUAAGUAACCUUUUUAUAAGAAAAAAAGUUACGCACACAAUUUCAUUGUUAUCCUGUCCAUACUUAUCUAGAAGUUAGCCACAGUGAGUGGGGCUUAAUUUGUGAGUAGAUAUGUGUGGUACUGCACUGUUAACAGCUUUACUGUCUGUUAUUUAUUGCUACUGUUCUUAAAACUUUUGGCCUUGUGCCUUACUAUCCUAUUAUUCUUGUACAUGUUAGAUCUCCUUCAGCAGUACCAGGAAGCAGUUGCAUGGCUUACUAAGAAGAAGGCAGACCUUGAUGCCCACGAGCGAUUAUAUAAUAGUCCAGAAAGGAAUAAAAUGAAAAAAGAGCUUGCAGACCAGGAAAAGAGACUCAAGGCAAUAGAGCAGGAAUUGGGUAUGUUACUCACACAUUCACUUUUACAUGAUGGAGUUGAAAAGUUAACCAUUCUAAUUAUAGCAGAAACUCAUUCUGGGAAUUUACAAUUUCAUAAAUGAAUUCUAAUUUAACUGCGUCAGAUUUAUAAAAAUUCUGAGUACAUUUUAAAGAUGUGAGCUUAAGCUUAAGAGAGCCAAUGUGGUGUAGUGGUUAAGAGCAGUAGACUCGUAAUCUGGUGAACCCGGUUCGCGUCUCCGCUCUUCCACAUGCAGCUGCUGGGUGACCUUGGGCUAGUCACACUUCUUCGAAGUCUCUCAGCCUCACUCACCUCACAGAGUGUUUGUUGUGGGGGAGGAAGGGAAAGGAGAAUGUUAGCCGCUUUGAGACUCCUUCGGGUACUGAUAAAGCGGGAUAUCAAAUCCAAACUCCUCUUCUUCUUCUGGUAUGUAUGUAUCCUGAUACAGCAUUCUAACAUAACAUAUUUAUAAUAUAUAAUGAGAUAUAAACUUGGAAACACAAGUAACAACAAUUGUAUAGUUCUGUUUUUCUUUGGUGACAUUAGGAAAAACAAGUGGGGCCUCCAACAAAAUGUUACAAUGCGGAGCACUCUGAUUCUGUGUUCCAGCAGUCCUUCCAAUGCCACUAUCUUCUAGGAUACCUCAUGCUCCUCCCACAGUUUUCUAGUUUUCCUCCAUGCAGAAAGCAGUGGUUUUUGACCACAGCCUCCUUUGUCUUUGUGGGGCUGCCCACUCUCUUUCCACCCCACCCCCCAGGAGAAGGAGAGGCAUAUGUGUGGCUAUAUGUACAUAGGAUGCAUGUGUAAGAGACAGGGAAAUUCAAAAUGUGUCCACUGGUUCAAAAAGGUGAGGGAAGGAGGUUGAUCUCAGAGGAAGUGCCCCCUCUGACCUAUCUUGUGAGCCCAGUUUCACAAACACAAGGUCCUUUCUGCAGGAAGGGAAAUUGUGGGUUUAUUUGCAAAUAAUUGCUUGUGGAUAAUACUCUCAGACCUUGAACUACAGCUACUUUUUGUAUUAGCUUUAAAAAUCUAAUUCAUGCUUGGUAUGCUUGUGCCUUUUAUUUCUGAAGUUAUAUGUAAUAGAUUUGAAAACAACAGUAAUGUUUGUGAUCUUCAUAGGCAUUACCUCUUCUGGUCAAUGCUCCAAAUCUUCAGUUCACAUGGAAGAACUUGAUACAUUUGACAAUCCUAGCCCUCCAAAAAGAAUGCGGAGAGAAACAGCAAAACGGUCACUCAGGUUUGUUUGUGAGAUUCUAAAGUAGUUGGUGUUGUUUUUUUUUUAAUGCCCAGUUUUGUGGUGUUUUUGCAUGAAUAUGCAUGUACAGGGAAUAUCCUACAACUAACUGAUUCCACCUGACAGUGCUAGUAAUACUGCAUAUAGUCUUUGCAUGAGGGUAAGGAAAAAGAGAAGAAGGGAAAAUGGAAAGGAUAACUACAACAAAAACCUUGCCUGAUAUUUGUAUUACAUUUAUGCAGUUUUUAAAAUGACCUGUGCUUAUUUUUUGUAGUCCAGAAGAAUGGGUAUCAUCUCCCAUGAAGAAACAGCAGCAAAGAGCAACAGAUACAUCAGAUGUUAAUGGAACAGCCCGAAAAAAGAAGCCAUAGACUAAACAGAUUUCUUAAAAAGUAACUGUAUAUUGAAAUAUGUACAAGCUGGGGAAAAAUAAAUUCAUGUUAACCACCAUUCUUGUAUACUUCUAGAGAAACGUUGUUAGUAACAACUGUUAAGCUUUAUUUUGUAUAGCUUUUUCUAUGGUUAUUAGACUUCAGUAUGUGGAAGUAAUAAAUAUGCUUUUUUAUUUAUGAUAACACAUUCAGAUUUUACAAUAAAAUUGCUACAAUACUACAGAUUUUUCUAUUACUAUAUAAGGUUGCAAUUUAGAUUGUUUGAAUGUGUUCCCUAAGGGUUUUUAAAAUAAAAUAAAGUGUUGUAUCCAUAUGUAAAGUCCCUAAGCACUGCCCCCAUUAAAUUUGUGGAGAAGAGCUGAACU